Messenger RNA from Pelobates cultripes (western spadefoot toad), 53301 nucleotides. The record is from the annotation of a GenBank genome assembly. Lineage: Eukaryota; Metazoa; Chordata; Amphibia; Anura; Pelobatidae.
CUGACAGUGUGACUGUGUUGUACUUUUUUUCCGUAUCACAGUUUGUGUGUUAAUGAACCAUGUGUAACUCUGUGUACAUAGAGGUCUAAUUGAUGGCAUACUUAGUGUAUAGAAAAUGAUACAUUAGCAUAUUUUAUAGCUGACACCCCACUGUAUUUUGCAGACAACUGGUAAUAAUUGCAGCCUCUCCCUCCAGCUUCUUGGCACACCCAGAUUGAAAGCUCCCGCUCAGGAUAGACAGAGAUAUUCUGUGCAUUCUUUUGGGAGCAAGGUUUUUCCAGAAGUCACAAACUUUUACAAAACCGGCAAAAUGGCAAGUUACUCUCAGUCAUCUGACUACGAUGAAUCUCUAUGGCAAUCAGAUAAUUUCAAGGGAAGAAAAAGCCCUCUCACUAGCACCCCUACGUCAAGACGUUACACUAAAGAAGAAGUUAGUUAUACAAAUGGCUCCUACUCUGAAAUCUUAGAAGAGACCUUUACAUCAAAAGUAAAGAUUACAACGGAAAGUUCAUCAGCACUGCAUUUGGAAGACGCAGAGAACAAACUGAGUAACACACUCUCUUCCUAUGUUGAUAAGGUGAGCAUUGGGGGAAGGGGGAGUGAUGAUUUCAUCCUUGAGUCUUUGCACGAACAUAAGGACGAAAUGCAGGAAGCACGGAGAAAGCGAAGUGCACACAUAAACAAGACAAAAGAUAGGAGGCUUAUGCAAAGCAUAAUGCUACAAUCAGGCUUUGUCAGCCAGGGAGAAUCAGAUAGAUGACUGAUAAUUAUAGGAAUUCACAGGAGCUUGAUCAUCAUGGGUCCUUGAUGGACUGGAUAGAACUACUGUAAUCAGUUUGUGUUUACUGCUCACAUACAUAGCUAUUACCUCGUAUCACUUACUUCAGUGUUUCCCAAACUAGUCCUCAAACUCACCAUCAGUCCACGUUUUGUCAGCAUCUACAUUGGGAUAAAACAGGGAAAUACAUAAAUCCUGGAUUGUUGGUGGGCCAUGAGGACUGGUAUAGGAGCCACUAACUCACUUGACUAAUGUUAUACGCAACUUGAAAAUUGAUGUAGGGUAGUGAUGGCUAAUACUGCAUAUUUUUAUAAACUACAUUUCCCAAAAUACUGGGACAUUAAAGGACCACUAUAGGCAUCCAGACCACUUCAGCUCAAUGAAGUGGUCUGGGUGCCAGGUCCAUCUAGGGUUAACCCUGCCUGCUGUAAAUAUAGCAGUUUCAGAGAAACUGCUAUGUUUACAUAUGGGUUAAUCCAGCCUCUAGCGGCUGUCUCAUUGACAACUGCUAGAGGCUCUUCCGCGCUUCUCACUGUGAUUUUCACAGUGAGAAGACGCCAGCGUCCAUAGGAAAGCAUUGAGAAUGCUUUCCUAUGGACUGACUGAAUGCGUGCGCAUGCACAUUCAGCCAAUGACGUCCAAAGGGAUUGAACUUAGAUACAAUAGAGGAUUGAAUUUAAUAUGUAUAGAACUAUAAAUGGUAGAAGGCUGCUUUAAAAAAAAAGUUGUAUAAUGCUUAAAAACGUUUAGAUUACAAUGUGUUUUUUAGUGCUGUAUUAAGGAUAUUGAGUACACGAUAACACUUAUUUUGCAAAAUUAGACGUAACUUGAUGGAAUGAAAAUAUCUGUUUCUUUUUAAAAAGAUCCUUAUAUAAUUUUAUUUACAUGGCAAAAUAUUGAACAGAAUAAAAUGAAAUGUAUCCAAAAUAGUUGUGAAAUGUAUCCUGUAUAAACAUGGAAUUAAUUGGACCAACACUGUGGACCACUGACUUCUAAGAGUUAGCAGUGACUUGCAGCAUCACCCUGGUGGUUUGAAAGGAUAAGUUCAAGUGACAAGUAAAAGAUAAAGGAAACAGGGAUGAUAUCAUGUGCACCAAGGAUAGGAGUUAAAAUCAUCUUGUUAUUCACAAUUUUCACAUAGAAAAAUAACAUGCUGUGCAUCUUACAUUGUACUUUUUAUAGUAAGGAUCAUGUGUCAUUAAAACUCAUAGUUGGGUCCACAGAAAUGAUUCAAUUAAUAUUAAAAUCAGCUAGAACCAAUUAAUGUUUAAAUUAGAACAUGGACAUAUGGUUGUAACAUAUUCCUCCACACCUUGCGGUAUUCAAUCCAUGCGUCUGUGUACCUGACUCCUGCAACAUCUUGAUGGGCGCCGGCCGCUGCGGAUCCACGCCAGAUUAUAGCCCCAUGUCUGCCCAUGUUGAUGACGACGUUGGCGUGCGUGUGAGGUCACGCGGGAGACACGCGUGCACGUUCUGGGGUCAAAGGCCGAUUUUGCCCAAUCAGAUUUGUGAAGGGCUUAUUUAAACACAAUUUUACUUUUCCUCAUUGCCCUGUCAUGGUUUCCCUUAGUGGUUGUCCGAGAGUGUGUUCCUGAGCGUUUAUUUCUGGUUAUUGACUUUGGCUUCGUUUUGACUUCCCUGUAUUUUUGCAUCAGUGACUACUGGCUUUCCCUUAUCGUUGUGUCUCAUUCUGUUGUCCCCGACCUCGACAAGUAUUCUGACUAAUCUUUGGUACGUUAGGUCCGACCAUUCUAAGGUCCGGUAAGACGUUACCUAUUAGUCCUAGGUGUGAUACAGUUCUAUGUGUGGAUCAACUAGUAAUCCUGACAAUGGUUCCCAUUGCUGACCCGAUUCAACCUGCUUGACAUCAAACGACCAUCUGUUUAAAUGAGAAAAUCAGAUUUAGACUAAUUGUGGUCACACUUUUAAACUGCAAAGAUAUAGCUUUAGAACUAAAAUUAUAUGAUAGUUCUUACAAUGCUUAAAAACGCACUCUAAACAGAAUAACAGUUAUAGCUUAGGGCAAUGUUAUGUGCACUGUUCUGUAGAGUCUCUGCAUCAAUCCCACAGUCUUAUGAAAAAUACUUAAAAGUGUUGUGAUAAAAAAAACAUAGCUCUCUGUGGAACCAAGAGACCAACCCCUGUUUAGCCAUAUUGAUCAUGCAGAAUUAAUUCUUCCGUCUUCAUCCAAGCUAGAUGGAGACUAUUGGCUGAGAAAUUGACUUUUAUAAUUUUAAGUGUAAGUGCAGUAUCAUUGUAACUGAAUAGUGGGAUGUCUCUGGGUGCCAUUAAAGGACCACUAUAGUGCCAGGAAAACAUACUCGGCUCUGGAAGGGGGAAAGGGGUAAAAACUUACCUUUUUCCAGCGCUGGGCGGGGAGCUCUCUGCCUCCUCUCCUCCUCCGUUCCUCCUCCUGGGCUGAAUGCGCACGCGCGGCAAGAGCUGCGAGCGCAUUCAGCCUGUCGCAUAGGAAAGCAUUUACAAUGCUUUCCUAUGGACGCUUGCGUGCUCUCACUGUGAAAAUCACAGCGCCUCUAGUGGCUGUCAAUGAGACAGCCACUAGAGGAUGAGGGGGAAGGCUUAACCCAUUCAUAAACAUAGCAGUUUCUCUGAAACUGCUAUGUUUAUUAAAAAAUGGGUUAACUCUAGAAGGACCUGGCAUUAAGCUCAAGUGGUCUGGGUGCCUAGAGUGGUCCUUUAAAGUAGUACUGUCACCAUCUGGGGGGGAGGGGUGAAACAGGUAAAGGUGAGAUUUACUUAUCCAAACCUGUCCCCUGUGUACGUAACCAUCUUGAACUGGUGAGUCCUCUUAAGAGACAACAUCACUACUGUACUCUCCCACUUUAUUGAGGUCUAUAGAGGAUCCCGUGAGCUUGGGAGCUUAGCCACUGGUAACGGCUAUCAGAAUUGAAACUUAGACUCCCACCUGAGUCUAAGAAAAGUGAGGCAAAAGGAAAUACAGAGAUAAAAAAGUCCCUUCAGUAUAUAUCUUGACGAUGUUGGAAUUUCAGUGAAAUACACACAUCAAAUACUAAUUUUUGGGGGGAGUGACAGUAUUGCUUUAAGAGCUCCGUUUUAAAAUGUGUAACAUAAAACAGUACUGGACAGUAUUCAGCAGCUCUAUACAACAUGUGAGCACUACACUGGUCUAUAGCAUUUAUUUUACUUACCGUAUCACUUCAACAAAUGUGAAAUAGACUAUAAAUCCUUUACUUUCUCUAUUAUAGAUUAGAUAUUUGGAGAAACAGCGAGAAAUUUUAGAUGAACGCUGGACCAUGCUGCAGGAUGUAAAGGACUCCCAAAUUGAUCUGGAACCUAUUUACUUAUCAUACAUCAGCCGCCUUCUAGGGCAGGUGAAUCGUGUGGCACAGAAGAACCACCAAACACAGACCAACUUGCUGGACAUGAUGGAUUCCAUCAGUGACGACAAGGAUAGGUUGGUUGGGUUUCUGUGGAUACAUUUUAUAAAUGUUAAUGAUUGUUAUAAUCAUGAAGAAUGAUAUUACAAAGAGCAUUAAAAGCUGCAUUGGACUAACAUUGAACAAAAGGACGCCAAAGAUCACAUGGCAGCACUUGGAUACAUUUGUCCUGGCCUGUCUGAGAUUAGUGGGAAUUGCAUUGCAAGGCAGCUGCCACUAUAAAUUAAAUAAUUCUCACAUUACUGAUAUAUUGGAAGAGGGCUUUAGAACCAGGGACUCUGGGAUUCUCUCUCCCAAGUGCUUCUCUCCCAGCAUGUCAUUAACCCCUUAAGGACCAAACUUCUGGAAUAAAAGGGAAUCAUGACAUGUCACACAUGUCAUGUGUCCUUAAGUGGUUAAAGGGAUAAUUUAAAAAUUAAAGAUAGCAGCCAUAAAUAGCAGUUACUGCUAUUUACCUUCCACCAGACACAGGGAUAUGUAUAACUUGGUGCUGCCCUAAAAUUAAAGGCGUUCUAAAACUGGUUCUUGUUUUAGAAGUAACAUUAGCCAUAACAUUAACUCCAAGUAUUCUUAAAUUACUUUACCUUAAUUUCAUGUUUGUUUGUGUCUUGUGUUUAUUAUGAUAACCAGAACUCCUUGAUGGAAUUUUCCCAUAACACAAGCUCCAUAGGUAUAUAAACAUAUAUAUAGUGGGGUAAGGAUUUCCUAAUGUUAAAGGGAUUCUCUAGUGCCAGGGAAACAAACCCUUUUUAAUGGCACUAAAGAACCCUGUGGUGCCACCCUCCCUCCAACCCUAUCAUCCCAUGUCACUGAAGAUUCAGACACUUACCUGAAUCCAGCGCUGAUGUCCCUCGGCGCUGAGUCAGGCUCUGCCCAUACUCCUCCCCUGCUGACGUCAGCUGGCGGAGAUCAAAUACACAUGCGCGGCAAUGGCCGCAUUAAGAUUUCCCCAUAGGAAAGCAUUAUUCAAAGCUUUAGUAUGGGAAUUCCGGUGACACUGGAAGUCCUCAUGCAUAGCCUGAGGACGUCCAGCAUUGUUAAGAUGACCAAAGGUCGUCUAAGCACCCCUUGUAGACAACCACUAGAGGAGGACUUUUCUCAGAAACUGCAAUAAUUACCACUGUAGGGUUAAUUGACAUGGGACAUUGCACUCAGACCACUUCAAUGAGCUUAAGUGGUCUUGAUGCCUACAGUGUCCCAUUAAGUAAAACCCAUUAAGUAAAACCAUUUCUCUGAAACUGCUAUGUUUAUUAAAAAAAAAGGGUUAAUCCUAGAGGGACCUGGCAGUGGUCUGGGUGCCUAGAGUGGUCCUUUAAGACUUGUAGGCCUUGUCAGCCAAUUUUGCUUUAGGCACAAUGAGCAAGGGGUCCACAUCUGGAUUACCCUUUAAACCUAGGGAGAGCAAAAACACAGAGUGCAAGAGAAUACUGAGAACAGACAACAGCACAAGUAGCUUGCCCUUUGGUGCGUCCCUGCUCAGAUCUUCUGCAUUUCCAUAUUGGACUGAUCCCACCCAAAAGGGUGGUCCAGAUCCAAAAUGCAGGCCAGCUCUCUCUGCACAAGAGAUGCAGCAACACCAGAUGAUUAUUUAAAGGACCACUAUAGUGCCAGGAAAACAUACUCGUUUUCCUGGCACUAUAGUGCCCUGAGGGUGCCCCCACCCUCAGGGUCCCCCUCCCGCCGGGCUCUGGGGAGAGGAAAGGGGUUAAACUUACCUUUUUUCCAGUGCCAGGCGGGGAGCUCUCCUCCUCCUCUCCGCCUCCGAUCCUCCUCUUCGGCUUAAUGCGCAUGCGCGGCAGGAGCUGCGCGCGCACUCAGCCUGUCUCAUAGGAAAGCAUUGAUAAUGCUUUCCUAUGGACGCUGGCGUCUUCUCACUGUGAUUUUCACAGUGAGAAGCACACAAACGCCUCUAGCGGCUGUCAAUAAGACAGCCACUAGAGGCUUUAGAGGCUGGAUUAACACAUUUAUAAACAUAGCAGUUUCUCUAUAAAAAAAAAGGGUUAAUCCUAGAGGGACCUGGCACCCAGACCACUUCAUUAAGCUGAAGUGGUCUGGGUGCCUAGAGUGGUCCUUUAACCCCUUAAGGACCAAACUUCUGAAAUAAAAAGGAAUCAUGACAUGUCACACAUGUCAUGUGUCCUUAAGGGGUUAAGACUUGUAGGCCUUGUCAGCCAAUUUCGCUUUAGGCUCGAGCAAGGGGUCCACAUUUGGAUUACCCUUUAAACCUAGGGAGAGAAAAAACACAGAGUGCAAGAGAAUACUGAGAACAGACAACAGCUCAAGUAGCUUGCCCUUCGGUGGGUCGUGUAUUGAAGUGCACUAAGUGUAGGUCUGCUUAGUGUACCUUGAACAGAAUCAAAAUGAUAAGUAAAAUCAAUCCAAUAUAGUAAUCUGAGUAUCUCAUGCCUGUGUAGUAGUUAUACUUACUAACGUCUGUAGCAUUUAAUUAGGAAUAUCUACCUAUGCAUCUAGGUCUGCUGAUUUGGACUGUUAACAGAAAUCUUUGGGCCACUUACAAAUCAAGUGCACAAUUAUAAACAUAUACAAAGCUACAUACUGCCAGACAAACACACAUAUACAUACUACCACUCACACACAAAAAGAUACACAUUGCCAGACAUACAUAUAUGUACACACUCAGAUGCACGUUCACAGAUACACACUGCCAGACAUAAAAUACACAGAUAUAUACUCCCAUAUACGCACACUCAGAUACAAACUGCCAGGCAAACAUACAAAGCUUUACUCUACCAGACACACACACUCUCAGCAGGGGCGUACCCAAGGCAUUUGACACCUGGGGUGGAUCCUUUAUUUAACACCCCCUCCCCAUCCCCCAACUUUAAAAUGUAAAAAAACAUAUGCAAAUAUUUCUAAUGUAUUUAGCACUGAACAGUGUUUGUUUGAACGUAAUCAUGGUUUUGUAUGGAGUAUGUGUGAGUGCCUGUAGGGGUGUGUUUGUAUGUAGUGUUGGUAUUUGAAUGCAGGCGUACAUUUGUGUGUAGUGUUGGUUUUUAAUAUGGUGGUGUGUUUGUAUGUAAUGUUGACAUUUGAAUACAGCAGUGUAUUUUCGUGUAAUGUUGGCAAAAUGCUGAGAUGUAUGCACAUAUACACCCACUGACACACAUGCAGAUACAUAGACACACAGGUGCACACUGACAGACAGAUACACAUACACACAUGCAGAUACACAGAUAAACAGCUACACACACUGACACACAUACAGGCACACAUACAGAUACACAGACACACACUGACACACAUGCAGCUACACAGACACACAACACUUAAACACAGAUACAAACACAGAAACACAGGUACAAACACUGACACACAUACAGAUACACAGGCACACAGAUACAUACUCUGACACUCCUACAGAUACACAUAUGCAGAUACAGACAUGCAUACAGAUACAUAGACACACAGGUACAGAUAUAGGCACACAGAUACAUAAACAGACACAAACACUGACCCACAUACAGAUACACAAACAUAUACAAAUAGAUAUACACAGACACACAGGUACAGACAUAGACACGCAUGCAAAUACAUGUAAACAGACACAUGUACAGAUUACAAACACAAAUACAGAUACACAGAUCCAGAAACACAGAUACCCAUAUAGACACACAUACAGAUACACGGAUACACAGAUACAAACACUGACAAACAUACAAAUACACAGAUACACAAACAGUCACAAACACUGACCCACAUACAGAUACACAGACACAUACAGAUAGACAUAUACAGACACACAUGUACAAAGAUAUAGACAUACAGAUACACAGACACAUACAAAUAGAUAUAUACAGACACACAGGUACAGACAUAGACACACAUACAGAUACAUGUAAACAGACACAUGUACAGAUUACAGACACAAAUACAGAUACACAGAUACAGAAACACAGCUACACGUAUAGACACACAUACAGAUACCCAGACACACAGAUACACACAUAAACACAAAUACAUAUAUACAGACACACAGAUACUCACACUGGCACACAUACAGAUACACAGGUAUAAUUGUGUGUGUAUAGUGGUUGCAGUGUGUGUAUAAAGGCAGACUAACUUGUCAGGCCCAUUACAGCAGACAAAAUGCCACCCCUGUCAAAGUGCACGUUGGGCACCGCAAUAAUGAGUGGCAUCCAAGGUGGAUUGCCCCUACCCCCUCUUAGUUCACCACUUACACUCAGGAACCCAUGCACAGGAUGCAGGUUGGUGGCUUCCUUGGUUUCUAGUGAUCAGCUUUAUCUUACAGUUCAAGGAAUCCUUCUCUGCUGUCUAAAACCCUUUGAACUAAGUUGCAUAUUUCAGUUCAUUGUGACUAGGUAAAAAAUAUAUAUCUGGCCAACAGAACCAAAUAACAAUAUACAGCACCCUAAACAGGCACCGGAGCUUGGCUCAGCCUUUGCGGAGGUACUUCCUAUACCUCCUAAUGGUGGCCAUGCCAGUGAUGCUAACUUUCAGCUCCGCUCCUGUUAUGGACAUUAUUAUCUGAAACUAUAGCCAUAUUGAUUUUGGGGGAGACUUUACACAAGUCAAUUUGUGGUUGUACUUGUUCUAAUUCUUUAUAGACAACUAGUUAUAAUUUUACUUUAUUUCAACUCUAGAACAGUCUCCUCAGUACAGUAAUAUAUUAUUAUGUCUUUUCUCCAAUUCAGUGCUUCCUAAAGAAAAGCAGGGGCACAAUACGGUGCAUUCCCAGCCAUCUGUCAGUUUGAGAGCCACUAGAGGCAUGGUAAACCCUGUAAUAUUUUACCUAUGCUAUCUUAGCCUAAAUUGUCCAAAUUAUGAUUAAUAAUUCUUAAUUGAUUUAAAUAGUUUGUCAUCUUUACCUACAUGUUGUAAAUAACUUGUUAUUGAAGAAAGUAGUAGUUGAUCUGAUUUUUUUUUGUUACCAUACAUUAGCUUCAAGUGCUGAAUUCUCGCCAAGCUUGUUAAAUUCCAUUGCUAUUAUUCAGUAGGUAAUUUCAUAGUUUAAUAUGCCUAUAAAUCUAAUUUUAAAACUGGGAAGUAGACACGUUUAUUAAAUUUAAUGUUCGUUACAUUAAUUUCCCUUUGAAUUGUGCAGAAGAAUUUUACUAUAAUUACUAGAUUUGGCUACAGCUGACAUCAAUAGAAAACCUCAACAAAGUUAAUUCAACGUAGUCUGAUGUCUUAAUAUUAGUUGUUUUUUUUCCUGUUUGAAAAACUGUAGCUCUUAAGAUAAAAUUUGAAACAGUAACACAUCUAAUACAAAGUUGCUAAUCUGCUGUAAAUGUAAAUUUAAAUAGAAUUCAACUACCUACUAAUAUGUUUAUAAUCUAUCUAUAGCAUUCUAUGUUUGUAUAGUUCAUUCUCAAAUAUUUGCAGCAACAUGAAUUUUAAGUGUUUCAAACACUAUCCUACAUCUGUUAGUCAACUAAAAGUCCUCUGACAUUUUGCCAGAUAUUUGCUCAAUUUUCAAAUGGAAGUCUUCACAAGUGUUGUAGUCUGAAUCAAGUCUGAGGUCCGGAAUUUGACUAUACAACCUUUUAUUGCAUAUAAUCUGCUAGCAGGCUACCAACAUCAUAACAUUCAAUCUAAUACCGUCUCAAUCACAAACACUGCACAGUUUUUAACUUGUAAUACUGAUGCUGGAGGUUUUGAAGAAUUAGAAACAUGUUUUUGAUUCAGAUGUUGCAGACUAAAGUUUGAAAUUGACUUUGAACUCAUUUUGAUUCCCUAACAAUUCACAUUUAGAGAGAGGUUUACUUACUAGGCUGAGAGUGUUUGAUGCGUGAUGGGAAAACCCAGAAAUAGCUUGAAGGACCACUAUAGUGCCAGGAAAACAAACUCGUUUUCCUGGCACUAUAGUAUUAAUAGGUCCCCCCCCUCCCUCAUGGCCCCCCUCCCACCGGGCUGAAGUGGGAGGAAGGGGUUAAACGCUUACCUUUCUCCAGCGCCAGGCUCCCUCGGCGCUGGGGACUCUCCUCCUCCUUCGGAAGUCAUCGACUGAAUGCGCAAUGCCCGGCAAGAGCCGCGCGCAUUCAGUCAGUCCAUAGGAAAGCAUUGUUAAUGCUUUCCUAUGGACGGUAGCGUAUUCUCACUGUGAAAAUCACAGUGAGAAGCGCGAAAGCGUCUCUAGCGGCUGUCAGUGAGACAGCCACUAGAGGCUUGAUUGACCCAUAUGUAAACAUAUGUUUACAGCAGGCAGGGUUCACCCUAGAGGGACCUGGCACCCAGACCACUUAAUUGAGCUGAAGUGGUCUGAGUGCCUAUAGUGGUCCUUUAACAAACCCCCCCAAAAAACCACAAACACCCUGACAAUUUUAUUUGGGAAAAUUAUCACAGCUUUAAUAAUAAUAUAAAUAAUACUUACAAUACUUUAAAGUCAUUGUCCACAUAUUAACAUAACAUAUCAACCCCAACUCCUUUAACAAUCAUACCCCAGACAAUGACCCACAUCACAAUAAGUAAGACCACAUUAUGACAUAUAAUUAACAUAUAAACAUAACCAUUGACACUGAGGGCAUGUUUUCCAGCUUUCUUUCAUGUAGGGGCAUACCGAGAUACAUCCUACACACACCAGGUUCGGAGCUACCAACGAGCUCGAACAUACCAAUACCCUUCCAAACCUAACUGUUCUUAGCGAACUAAACUAUUUUACAUCAGGACAACCAACCUACACCACAACUUAUCUAUCCAUCCCCCUCCGCUGUGACCAAACAGGAGCUAAUUACAAUUAAGGGAGAGAGGGUGGGACAAAACAGGUGAGGAGGAAGAUGGCCCCGAUAUAAAAUGGCCACUACAUAUACUCCUCUAGCAAAAUCCCACCUCCAGUUAUCCUAGCCAGUGCCUCCCACUACACCCCUCAUAUGCCUGUCUCCUAGCAAUGUCAAGGCCCAUUCCCCUUAGCUAUGUUGCUCCAUGGGCUACAGUAUGUAGGUCCAACAAGGCAGGUGAUUGUGGGAUGGCCAUCCCUGCGACCGCCAUGCCUAUCAUCCUCAGGCAGCUGUGGGACGUCCACUACAAAUUGUGCAUACUGCUUUUCCCUGAAAUACAUGCUGUUACUCCUGAUGCUAUCACAACACAGGAUCACAAUGACAAUCAGUUACAGUGGUCCCAUGUCAUUAAUUAACAGCUGAUCCCCAGCUUCUGCAGUGUUUUCCGGGAUCACUUGUGCACAACGAGAAAAUUUGGUGACUAAACCAUUUUUUCCAUCAAUAUAUUUUAUUUCAGUUCAGCAGAAUUUCCACUAUAUGGCAAUUUAGCCCAACAGAACUUCAGUAACGAAACACUGAUUUGGGAAAUGAAUCGGACAAACCAAAAGUGAGAAAGAAUUAGCCAAUGAAUAUUAUGUAUAUAAUUAUGUAUAUGUUCUUAAUAAAGACCUGUUUGGUCGAAACAUUGAUCCAUAUUGGCAACAUUCUAAAUAUAUAUAUUUUUUUUUUGGAAAUCCAUUGAGUGCUCUCAUCUUUAUCAUAAUAUAUAUAUACACACUGAUAGGCGCAUUUUCGUGCCAUUUGGUCACAAAAUAGGAGGAGCAGUAAAAACAAUGUAUAUUUAUAUAACACACAAAAUGGGCGGUAGCAAUGACUACAGUACACAUCAGCCACUAUACAUAGAAUAAAAACAAAAAAAGAAAGUUUCCUACACUAACAAUUCACCUUGCUUUUGAAAAUCUCUAAUAGGACAGAGAGGGGUAUAUUUCUAAACUAUUAUACACUUAUUAACCCUUAAAAGGGAACGCAUGGGGAUGAUGGCAGCACUGUAACAUGGCUAUAUAAUUCAAAAGCAAAUACAAACAUGCAAAAUUAAGCCUUGUGACAAAAUUCCCACUACUGCUAGGCGACAGCAAUAAUUAUAGUACACAUUAGCCCCAAUAUAUAGCACAAACACUAUUAAAGAAACCACUUUUUAUGGAUGAUUUGCACUUUGGAAUGUAACGAAUCUCCAAGCUUAGAAGCGAGCAAAGAGGAAUGUCAAAAUUAGGGCACAUCUCUAAUCUGAUCUAUAAAUUGCCCUCGAACAAGACAAAUGUAUACAUUUGGAAUAUUGCUAUACUCAGCAACAGUAGCAGAAUGCAAAUCAUUGUCUUUACAGAAGUGGCACAUAUAUGAUUUGUCAAAAUGACACAUGUUUAGGAAAAUCACAAACAAAUUAACUAUACCUAGCAGUUUAGACUGGGUUGGUGACAAAAUGGUGAAAUGAAAACUAGCAAAAUACUGGUAGCUAUAUAUAUUCUUUUGUGUAGCGAUUUUGAUUCUGUGACUGCUAUUAAAGGGAUAAUAUAAGUGCAUGGAAUCAGUGGUGUAUUUAGGUUUUGUGCUGCCCCCCCUUAUUUAAAUUUUCCCCACCUCUUCCUGCCAAGGCCGCACUUUGACUGACAGACGCUCACUCACUGAGAGACGCACACAUUCACUGAUAGAUGCAUACACUCAUUGACAGACACUCUCAUAUACACUGACAAACAAUGACAUACACACACUCUCUGAUUUGACACACUAAUAGACAGACAUACACUUACUCGGACACACACUCACUGACAGACUCACUGACAGACGCACACUCUCACUGACAGACUCACGCACUGACUGACCGACACAUACACACUGACUGACACUGACACACACUUACUUAAAUUCACUGACAUACACAUUCACUGAAACACACACACUCAUUGACAGACACACACACUCACACACAUUCACUGAAACACACACACUCACAUUCACUGACACACACAUUCACUCACAUUCACUGACACACACUCACUCACAUUCACUGACACUCACAUUCACUGACACACACUCACUCAUAUUCACUAACACACACACUUCCCCACACUCACAAUUAUUAUUAUUAUUAUUAUUUAAAAAUUAAAUCGACCCAGCCUCCCUACGUUUGGGAUAGCUGGGUGGAUUUCUCACCUGGGGUCCAGUGGGGCUGCUAGGCAGGAAGGCGGAUGGACGUGCAGUUUUCAGCGAGGGAGCACUUUCCACUGAGCUCUCUGCUCAGCUCCCUUGCGCGACCUGCAGAGUGAUGCCGGAAGCCAGAAUAUGACAUCAUAUUCCAGUUCCCGGCAUUGCUGCGGGUCGCGCAAGGGAGCUGAGCAGAGAGCUCAGGGGAGAGUGCUCCCUCGCUGCCUAAGAAACAACUGCCAGCUGCCCCGGGGGAGCCCAAAGGUGGGCAGCCGGCCAGUUCUUGUGUUCCCAUAAAACGAGGCAAACAAGAUAUUUGCCUGGACAUUUGGGGGUGACGUUUUUUGCCGCACCCUGGAAAUUGCUGCCAAAGGCAAAUGCCUUGUUUGCCUCGCGGUAGACACAUCCCUGCAUGGAAUACAAAACGAUUUGCACUAACCAAGAUGGCAUGAAAAUUGGCCAGUCAGUGUACUGCAAAAUAUAUAGACAAUGUUAACAUAAUAUUAGAUAUAUUUUGCAGUACACACCAAUAGGCAUAUUUCUUAGAGGGCAACAAGAGGAGAAGUAGUAACAAAAUGUAUAUUUAUAUAUUAUAUAUUUAUUAAAUACUUUGCUGCAGAGGGAUUUAGAUAGACUGGGGGACAGGGCACUCAAAUGUCAGAUGAAAUUUAAUGUUGAAAAAUGCAAAGUUAUGCACUUGGGCAUAUAAAAUGCACAAGCAACGUAUACUUAAUGGAAGCGAAUUAGGGAAAACAACACAUGAAAAGGACUUGGGAAUUGUUAUAGACAACAAACUAUGCAAUAAUGUGCAAUGUCAAUCAGCAGUGGCUAAGGCUAGUAAGGUAUUGUCAUGCAUGAAAAAGGGCAUUAAUUCUCAGGAUGAGAAUAUCAUUUUGCCUCUUUAUAAAUCACUGGCAAGACCACAUAUUGACUAUGCUGUGCAAUUUUGGGCACCUGUUCUAAAGAAGGUUAUUAUGGCACUAGAAAAAGUGCAGAUGCGGGCUACAAAAUGAAUAAAAGGAAUGGAACAUAUCAGCUAUGAAGAAAGGUUAAAGGACCACUCUAGGCACCCAGACCACUUCAGCUCAAUGAAGUGGUCUGGGUGCCAGGUCCCUCUAGGAAUAACCCUUUUUUUUAUAAACAUAGCAGUUUCAGAGAAACUGCUAUGUUUAUAAAUGGGUUAAUCCAGCCUCUAAAGCCUCUAGUGGCUGUCUCAUUGACAGCCGCUAGAGGCGUUUGCGUGCUUCUCACUGUGAAAAUAACAGUGAGAAGACACCAGCGUCCAUAGGAAAGCAUUAGGAAAUGCUUUCCUAUGAGACUGGCUGAAUGCGCGCGCAGCUCCUGCCGCGCAUGCGCAUUCAGCCGAAGAGGAGGAUCGGAGGCGGAGAGGAGGAAGAGAGCUCCCCGCCCGGCGCUGGAAAAAAGAUAAGUUUAAACCCUUUCCUUGCCAUCCUGCCCGGUGGGAGUGGGACCCUGAGGGUGGGGGCACCCUCAGGGCACUAUAGUGCCAGGAAAAUGAGUAUGUGAAAUUCUCUGCCUAAAGAAGUGGUUUUAUCAGAGUCCAUAUAGAUGUUCAAACAGCAACUAAAUGCAUACUUGCAAAAACAGAAUAUAAUUUUUCAAUGUAGGGUAAUAGCUGCUUGAUCUGCCAUUCUGGGGUCAAGAAGGAAUUUUUUUCCUAGUUUGUUGCAAAAUUGGAAGUGCUUCAAACUGGGUUUUUUUGCCUUCUUUUGGAUCAACAACAAAAACAAAUGUGAGGAAGGCUGAACUUGAUGGACUUAAGUCUCUUUUCAGCUAUGUAACUAUAUAAAUAUAUAAUUAAAGAUUUUAGUUUUAACUGCUUCUCUUAUUUUUCACUCUAACAAAUGUGUACAGCAAAAUAUAUAAAAAAAAAAAUAAACACUAAAUUGGCAACCUAUUUUUCAGUUAGCAAUCAGCUUAUGCGUACAUCUCACAAGUGAAACUUUUGCUUUAAAGGACCACUAUAGUGCCUGGAAAACAUACUCGUUUUCCUGGCACUAUAGUGUCCUGAGGGUGCCCCCACCCUCAGGGUCCCCCUCCCGCCGGGCUCUAGGGGGAGGAAGGGGUUAAACUUACCUCUUUCUCCAGCGCCAGGCGGAGAGCUCUCCUCCUCCUCUCCGCCUCUUCUCCGGCUGAAUGCGCAUGUGCGGCAGGAGCCGCGGGCGCAUUCAGCCAGUCCAUAGGAAAGCAUUCACAAUGAUUUUCACAGUGAGAAGCGCAGAAGCCCUCUAGCGGCUGUCAAUGAGACAGCCACUAGAGGCUGGAUUAACCCUAUUAUAAACAUAGCAGUUUCUCUGAAACUGCUAUGUUUAUAGAAAAAAGGGUUAAUCCUAGCUGGACCUGGCACCCAGACCACCUCAUUAAGCUGAAGUGGUCUGGGUGCCUAUAGUGGUCCUUUAAACAUAAGUCUAAAUUAAAAACAAACACGUAUAAUUGAAAAAAAAUGCAGCCGUGGUGUGUCAAUUAGAUAUUUUUGAGUACUGGCAGAUUUUCAAGACACAUAUUUGAAGGAAACAACUGAAAAUACCAGGAUAUUUUUCAUGUUUCAAUAAAGAACCUAAAUAAAAUUCACACCGAUAAUAGAUGAUCAUGUUGCUUCAUCUUCUAACUCUCCCUACGUUAUUAUCUAUGUAACAAAUAAACAUUGUUCCAGAGUAGCACAGCUCUAUGUGACAAUAACUCUUUGUGCUAACUGCAGACUGUUGUCUAAGUCUUCUGGGUAUCGAGGUUUGAAAGGAAUCUUCCUGUUGUGAUUUAAGAAUACAUUUCAGUUAUCAUCAUUAUUAUUUGAUUAUGGAUUUUGUUUACAGCCAGCAAUUUUUUAGGGGGAAUCUACAAUAUAACACAGUCACAAACAUGUCAGUAUAUGGAAAACAAUACACAAAAUGUAACAUACCAAACACAUAGAUACUUACUAGCAUAUUCGUACUGAGCAAAAAAAGAUGUCAUAUUAGGAUAAUAAAUAAAUAAAUAAGAAAUAAUGUAAUAAAUUACCUUAGUGCCCUUCUCAACCCAAACCAUUAUAUCUAAUCUCACUCAAGCUCAGAUUAGAGUCCAUUUGUAAAUAAAAUAGGCAUUGGUUUAAUAUUCUUUUAAAAAAAGCUUUUCAAACAAUGUCAUAUUUUUAAAUAAAUGUUUAAAGGGAUUUUUCCAAAAUAUUAAAAAUAUCAAGACAUAUUAUUUUAUAUAUAUAUAUAUAUAUAUAUAUAUAUAUAUAUCAAACACAUAGGAAAUAUGUGACAAAAUGUUAAUGUUUUUCAUUAUAUUAAACAAUUAUUUCAUUAUUAUGCAAUAUUUUUUAUAUAUUUUUAUAUAAUAAUACUUUUUUUACAUGAUAUAUUUUUACAUUAUAAUAUUUAGCAAAGCCAGUUAUACAGAGAUGCGGUGAGCCCCUUCAUAUGUAACUUAUAGAAUUUCUACACCUACGAAGCUCCAGCACUUACAUUCACUCUGAAUCAUAUUUUGUUGAAUGAUUUAAAUUGACAAAUUGCCACGGACAGCAAUACCAGUAGCCAGAGAGCUAUAAUUUUCAUAUGAUGCACAUGGCAUGUGUUCAUUCACCUGCUUUGCCAGUUCUGGGCUGAACAAGCUAUAUAUUUAUUUAUAUUAAUUAGUAUAUAAUUAUAUCCAGAUUUCUCCCAAACUGUUUCAAUGCGUAUUGACUCUAUAAUCUGAAUUGUAUUGGUGGUAUUCCAAAACAGAGACACCAAAUUACUGGGAGGAGACCCAUAAUUUAAUCUAGAUAAUACAAUCCUGUUUGUGUUUUGCUAGAGUCUUACUCAGGUUGGUUUAAAUGUCAUCAUAAUAAUAAGGGAAUUUUAAAAGGAGCUGUCAUCACUCGCUUUAGUUUGUAUCACACCUUAGAGUUAGAACAUAGUAACAAUCGCCCCUAUGCAUUUGCAUUCCAAACGCUAUGCUUAAUUUGCCAUUUCACAAUGCAUUACAAAGCAUUUUUCCAGUUACAUGUAAAUAUAACUUUUAAUACAAUGUGUUUAAUAGUAGAAAACACCACAGUACGUGUAUAUUUUGUUUUAGCACUGUGUGUAGAUUUUUUUUAGCAGCGCACACUGGUAAAUAGUUUUCAAGUGCGUUCAUAAAACUGUACAGCAUGUUUGCCUCUUACAUAUAUUUAUAUUAAAGUGGUACUCUGCAUUAAUAAAGUUUUAUGAAUGUUUAAAGAAACACUAUAGUGUAGGAAUACAAUUGUGUAUUCCUCACACUAUGGGUCUGAAAGCGCCAUUUAGGUGGACGGCCCACCCUUACCCUUAUUACCUGCUGGCCCUGCUGCCACUCCUCCUCCUUGGCUGAGAUCAUCAGAUUUGAUGAUCUCAGCCAAUGCAAUGCUUUCACAUAGUAUAGCAUUGGGAGGCUUUUGUGCAUGAAUGUCAAAAUGCUAUGAUGGCCAAUCAGCAUCUCCUCAUAGAGAUGCUUUGAAUCAAUGCAUCUCUUUUAGGAAUGUUCAGCGCCUACAUGCAGAGCGUGGGGACGCUGAAGGUCAGUGCUGCGCAAUUUGUAGCACUGACACAGAAAGCACCUCUAGUAACCAUCUGAGUGACGGCCACUAGAGGUAUCACUAAACAGUAAUGUUUCACUGAAAAGGCAGUGUUUUAAUUAAAAAGCCUGCAGGGACACGCAGUAGACAGUAGACCAGUAGACAUCAGAACAACCAUAUUAUGCUGUAGUUGUUCUGGUGACUAUAAUGUCCUUUUGUUUAAGCAAAAUACAAAACUACAGUAUCAGGUUGAAUUUUCCAAAAUGAAUAUGAAUUUGUGAAGUUCUAACCAAUCAGAAUCUUCAACCGUUAUAAGGUCUUUCCAAAAGUUACAGGUAGAUUGAACCUAGUUGGGCCUAAAUUAAAUUAUGUUUCAUAGCUAAAUAUUUGAUAUUAAAUGAAAGCCAUGUUUCCCCUGAAUAAAAUUAUAUAUAGUAAGGGUGGGUGCAUUUAAUAUGAAAGAGGUGAAUUACGGUUGGACAGACAUAUAGCGCAAAUGCCAGGUUUUGUUUACGUUUUGUUUUGUUUACAACGUGUACAUUUGGCUCAGUCCUUAACCCCUUAAGGACUGGACUGUUUUUGCGAUGUUGUACAUUUGCCACCAGGCAUAUUUUUACACUUUUGUGGUGUUUGUGUUUGGCUGUAAUUUUCUGCUCUCUCAUUUACUGUUCCCAUACAAAUUAUAUAUUGUUUUUUUCAGAACAAAAGGGGCUUUCUUUACAUACCAUUAUUUAUAUAAUCUCAUGAAUUUUAAUAAAAAAAUAAAAAAAUAUGAUGAAAUUUUUUUAAAAAAUACAUGUUUUUUGACUUUUACUUGAAAAAUCUUUUACUCAUCUACAAAAGCGAAUGAAAAAAACUGCUAAAAAGAUUCAAAAUUUUGUCCUGAGUUUAAAAAUACCCAGUGUUUACAGGCUUUUUUUUGCAUGUUAUAGGGCUAUAAGUACAAGUAGGAUAUUGCGGUUUCAAAACAUACAUUUUUUAAAUUUAUCAAUAGUGACAUUGUAACACUAUUAUCUGUAAUAAAUCUCUGAAUAACACCCCACAUGUACAUAUUUUUUUUAAAGUAGACAACCCAGGGUAUUCAAUAUGGGGUAUGUCCAGUCUUUUUUAGUAGCCACUUAGUCGAAAACACUGGUCAAAGUAAGCAUUCAUAUAUGUUUGUGUGUGAAAAAAGUAAAAAAAGUAAAUUGAACGCUAAUUUUGGCCAGUGUUUGUGACUAAGUGGUUACUAAAAAAGACUGGGCAUAACCCAUUUGCAAUACCUUGGGUUGUCUUCUUUUGCAAAUGGUAUGCCAUCAUGGGGGUAAUUCUCAUUCCUGUGCUACCAUACGCUCUCAAAGGCAACGUAACCAACCUGGCCAUUUUCAAUGUAAAAAUAUUUGACCCAUAUAUUUGACCUUGUAACUUUCAAAAAUGCUAUAAAACCUGUACAUGGGGGGUACUGUUUUACUCGGGAGACAUCGCUGAAUACAAAUAUUAGUGUUUAAAAACUGGAAAACGUAUCACAACAAUUAUAUCAUCAGUAAAAGUGCUGUUUGUGUGUGAAAAAUGCAAAAGAAGUCACUUUCACUGACAAUAUCAUCGCUGUGAUAUGCUUUACUGUUUUGAAUCACUAAUAUUUGUGUUCAGCAAGUCUCCCGAGUAAAACAGUACCCCCCAUGUACAGGAUUUAGGGUGUCGUAGAACGUUACAGGGUAAAAUACAGUGCUAGCAAAUUAAAUUCUCUGGACUUUCGGCCUGGGUUGGCAGGCAGGUUCCUCAAAUUGCAAUCAAUAAAAUUACUUAAUUAUGUAAAAAUAUUACCUAAAUACGCACGUAGAAUUUAAAUAUAUAUGCAUAUUUAUAUAUUUGAAAUCUACGUGUAUAUUUAUAUAAUUAUUUAUGUAAUUUUGUAUAUGGACAUAUGUAUAUUUCGUAUUAUUUUUAUUUAUUUAUAUAUACAUAGAUAUAUAUACAAAUUCAUUCUAAGUGUAUUUUGAUAUAAAUAUAUAUAUAUAUAUAUAUAUAUAUAUAUAUUAAUUUUAAAAUACAGUUAGAAUAAAAUUUCAUUUAGAUAUAAUUUUUUUUAAAUUUUUAUUAUUAUUUUUAAAAAAUUAAUUUAAUUUAAAUUACUUAUUAUUUAUAUUUUAUAAUAAUAUAUAUACACAAUAUAUAUAGUUAUUAUAUAUAUUAUAUAUAUACACGUGUGUAAUUUAAUAAGUGUAUUUUUAUAUUAAUAUAAGUACAUAUUAAUAUAAAAAUACACUUAGUAUAACAUUAUAUAUAUGAUAUAUACACACAUAUAUAAUUUUUUUUUUUUUUAUAAACACUAACUUUAUUUUUUUUUAAUUGAUUUUACACUAGCAGGGAGACUGCCUGUCAGCACAGACAGUCCCCCUGCAGGCAGACACAUGCAUACCUAUUGUGACCAUGUGAUCGCUAUGUUAAGCGAUCACAUGGCCACAGGGGUCCUAAAUCAGUGUGGGGAGACUGUCUGGGCUGCAGGCAGUCUCCCCACACCGGGAGCACCGCUGAUCGGCGCCGGGGGAACGACGGCGAUCAGGUAAGUACAUUGGACCGUUAGGACGGUUCAGGACCGUCAUCGGUCGGCAAGGCAAAAAUGCCGAUGACGGUCCUGAACCGUCCUCGGUCCUUAAGGGGUUAAGGUGUUAACCCCUUAAAGACGGAGCCAAAUGUACACGUUGUGAACGAAACCAAAUGUAAACAAAACCUGGCAUUUGCGCUACAUGUCUGUCCAACCGUAAUUCACCUCUUUCAUAUUAAAUGCACCCACCCUUAUUAUAUAUAAUUUUAUUCAGGGGAAACAGGGUUUUCAUUAAAUAUCAAAUAAUUAGCUAUGAAACAUAAUUUAAUAUGAAAAAAAUGGGAGAAAAUAAGAUUUUGUUUGAUUUUUUUAGUUCUACAUGACAUUUUAACUGUCAAUGUCAUAAUACUGUUUGCUUUUACUGCAAUAAAAUACACAUAUUUGUAUUCAGCAAAGUCUCACGUGUAAAACAGUACCCCCUAUGUACAGGUUUUAUGGCGUUUUGGGAAGUUACAGGGUCAAAUAUAGCACGUUACAUUUGAAAUUGAAAUUCGCCAGAUUGGUUACGUUGCCUUUAGGACUUUAUAGUAGCCCAGGAAUGAAAUUUACACCCAUAAUGGCAUACCAUUUGCAAUAGUAGACAACCCAAGGUAUUGCAAAUGGGGUAUGUCCAGUCUUUUUAGUAGCCAUUUGGUCACAAACACUGGCCAAAGUUAGCGUUAGUAUUUGUUUGUGUGUGAAAAAUGCAAAAAACACAAAUUUUGGCCAGUUUUUGUGACUAAGUGGCUACUAAAAAAGACUGGACAUACCCCGUUUGCAAUACCUUGGGUUGUCUACUAUUGCAAAUGGUAUGCCAUCAUAGGAGUAAUUUUCAUUCUUGGGCUACCAUAGGGUCUCAAAGGCAACGUACCCAAUCUGGCAAAUUUUAAUGUGGAAAAAAAUGAAACACAAGCCUUAUAUUUGACGCUGUAACUUUUGAAAACACCAUAAAACUUGUACAUGAGGGGUACUGUUGUACUCGUGAGACUUCGCUGAACACAAAUAUUUGUGUUUCAAAACAGUAAAAAGUAUCACAGCAAUAAUAUCGUCUGUGUAAGUGCUGUUUGUGCAUGAAAAAUGCAAAAAACGUCACUUUUACUGGCGAUAUCAUCGUUGUAAUACAUUUUACUGUUUUGAAACACUAAUAUUUGUGUUCAGCGAAGUCCCCCGAGUAGAACAGUACCCCCCAUGUACAGGUUUUAUGGUGUCUUGGAAAGUUAUAGGGUUAAAUAUAGUGCUAGCAAAUUAAAUUCCCUUUACUUUCGGCAUGGGUUGUCAGGCAGGUCCCGCUAAUUGUAAUUAAUUAAGAUACCCAAUUAUGUAAAAAUAUUACAUAAAUAUAUAUGUAGAAUUAAUAUAUGUAUAUAUAUAUACAUAUGUGAAUAUAUAUGUAUAUAUAUAUAUAUAUAUAUAUAUAUAUAUAAUUUUUUUAAAAUAUUUUUAUUUAUAUAUAGGUAUAUAUAUAGUGAUAUAUACGUAUAUAUUUAUGUAUAUAGAUAUAUAUAUUAUUUCGUUCUACGUGUAUUUUGAUAUAAAUAUAUAUAUAUUAAUAUCACAAUACAGUUAGAACGAAAUAACACACAUCUAUAUAUUUUUUAAUUAUUUUUUUUUAAUUAUUUUUUUAUUUUAUUUUUUAACGUAUUUACAUAUUUAAUUUUUUUUAUAUUAUAUAUAAAUAUAUAUAUAACAAUAAUUAUAUAUAUAUUUAAUCAGUAUCAGUCUACGUGUAAUUUGAUAUUAAUAUAUAUAAUUAUAUAUAUAUUAAUAGUAAAAUACACCUAGACAGUGUACGUGUGUGUAUGUAUAUGUGUAUAUAUAUAUAUACUUAGAUCAUAUAUAUUAUAUAUAUAUGAUCUAACUAUAUAUAUAUUUUUUUUACACUUAUUCAUUUAUUUUAUUUUUAUUUUCAGCAGCGGGACCACCUGUCAUUACAGGCAGUCCCCCUGCUGACAAUGCAGAAGGCAGCCUAUCUGGCCAUGUGAUUGUGAGGUCCUCGCAAGGACCUCACUCUCACAUGGCGGGGGGGACCGGAGGAGGAGGAUCUACCGCAGGGGGGCUCCCUGGGAGUCCCCCCCCACCGCGAUCGCCGGCGCGGGACCGCCGGCGACUGGGUAAGUAAGGAAAGACCGGAGAGCGUAUGAUUACGCCCGGCGGCGUUUAGAGCCGCCUAAAAUAGGGCGUAAUAGUAUGCCCUCUGGUCUUAAGGGGUUAAACAGCCCUAGUCACAGAUCCUUGUGCGUGGCUUCCUGUAAGUAGAAAUCUAAUGUUUAAACUUCCUUUAUUGCACAUAAUGUUUAAUUUAGAAUUUUGUAUCUCAAUAUCUUGUUAGAUUUGCAGAUGCUUCCUCUGUAUGAUUAAAGUUCAGUUUAGAGAGCAGCAGAUAAAAACCUCUAAAGCAAGCCAACAUUUGAUGGAAAAUGUAUACCAUUCUUUUUUUCAUGCAGGUUGCGUCAGUCACGGGCAGGGGAGGUGUGGCUAGGGCUGAAUAAACAGAAACAAUGUGAUUUAACUCCUAAAUGACAGUGUAUUGAGCAGUGAAAUUACAGGGGAAUGAUCUAUACAUCAAAAUUGAUUAAUUAAUUUAAAGUUGUUUUGGUGACUAUAGUGUCCCUUUAACUAAUAAACCCAGAACAAUAUGUUUAGUCACAUAUUUUGUACUGUGUCCUCUUAAUAGAUAUGAAGAUGAGGUAUGCCUCCGUACAGACGUGGAAUAUUCCUUUGUGGCGCUAAAAAAAGUAAGUAAAGUAAAGCAAGUAAAAUAUGAAUAUUCAAAACAAAAACGUAUAGUUAAAAAAAAUGCAGAAAAAAAAUUAAUAAAUAUUUCAGAUGGACAGCCAUGGUGGGUCAAUUAGAUAUUUUUGAGUACUGGAAGAUUUCCAAGACACAUAUUUGAAGGAAACUACUGAAAAUACCAGGAUAUUUUUCAUGUUUAAAUAAAGAACCUAAAUAUCCUUUAAUGUUAAAACUUACCUACAAUCACAGGCUCUCUAGCGUGGCCAGUCAAAUGCUUCUCAAAUAGAAGCAUUUAAUUGGAUUAUUCUCAACAGUGUGGGAGAGGGAAUGUGAGUAUAUGGUCAUGACUGGAUACUAUUUAAUAUAUAUAUAUAUAAAAGAAAACUAUCUUUACAACAUAGAGAGGCGGGGAGGACUGGGAGGGACUGAAAGGAGGGGGGAGGGGGCAGGGAAGAGUAAACUACCUCUUGCAGGCAUUCUGCCUGCAAUGGGAGAAUCUCACCAUGUCUGUUGCCAGCAUUCACUGCAUGCUGAUGACAGACGCGAAUUGUGCUCAGAAUAGACAUUCGCAGAUUGGAACAGUUUAGUCACACCUCCCUGCAUGUGACUUGCUCAGCCUUCCUAAAUACUUCCAGAAAAGGAACAUAAAUAUUCUAAAGGUUCCUUUAUGGCACAUUCUGCUUUAAAUUUAGAAUUUCACAUUUAGCAUUUCUAAGCUCCUGUUUUAUUAAUUGCAUUCUAGACCCAGCAGGAGCCACCUGUAUGUUACAUUUACAGAGCAAGAGAUAAAAAUGUAAAAAGCAAGUUAACAUCUGAUUGAGCAUGAAACCCUUUUUUUCGUGCAGGCUGUGUGAGUCACAAGCAGGGGGCGUGUGGUUAGAACUGCAUACAGAUAAAUAAAAGUGAUUUAACUGCUAAAUGGCAGAGAAUUAAGCAGUGAGACUGCAGUGGCAUGAUUUAUACACAAACUGCUUUAUUAGCAUAACGUUGUUUAGAUGCCUAUAAUGUCCCUUUAAGAUUUAUAAUACACUGCGACAGAAGCUGCAAGCACAAACAGCGUGCCCAACAUGGGGGAAACAGCAUACAACAAAAUUCGUCUAGAGGAGAAGUCCGGCAUAUUACUUCGGCUUGAUAGUCUCUUCGAAGCAUUUUGGCAGACACAACAGCACAGAUACUUCCUACCUGACAUGCAAGCUCACCCACAGUGAUUGACUGUGCAACUAAUCCGGGGCCCUUGUGACCAAGGCCCUAUGGCAGCCCACGUCAGGUGGCGUAGACCGCACUGCCAACGCCAGGGAAAAGCAGCACCCGGACUGAAGCGUGGCACCAUCAAGUCAAGAUGGAGCUCCUCCAGAUGGGCUGUGGCACAGAGCAGAACGCGGCAUACUGUUCAUAACCUUUCAUCAGGAUACCACCUUGCCAGCUUUCCUAAUACGCGAUCCCUGACCGGCACCAUAGUGUGGGACUGUGACCUGCCAUCAGUGGGCAUAGGCUGAGAGAUGCUCAGUAGGCCUCAAUUCAUCCUUUUUAUGGACUUCCACACCACAUAUAGUACAUUAACAUGUGUUUUUCUCUAAGUUUCUACUCUCGCAGAGCUUUCUUGUUCUAACUUAUUUUAUUUUACAAAGCUUGUUAUACAGCCCUUAUUUCAAUUGUCAGAACCAGAUUUCAAUUGUCCUUUAACAGUUGCCAGCAGUGACUGGUUGAACAAAUAUUCUUGUUAUGCAAGCAGAUUAAUAAACUGAUGUGUAAUAACUGUCUGUAGAUAUGAUCUCAUUGCCAAAGCUUGUUCUAAGAUCACUAAAGAGAUAAACUUUAUCAAGAUUAUAGUUUAAUAAUAAUAAUUAUUAUUUAACAAGGAAGAAUACAACUUUCACAAGUUUUCAAGUAUCUCCUGAUGUCUAGACAUUACUAAUUUGCUCAGUGUUUCUAGUUUAAGAAACCUCAGAAAGUUUAAAGUCUGAGUUGGCCUUGCCAAAUGUAAAACCUGUAAGGUUUACCACUGAGCUAUCUCACAUCUUAUAAACCAAAUAUUUAUUUUGUCCUCUUUUCCUGUAGAACAGCAUAGUAUACAGAUAUUAAGUGGAGAGUGAUUGACUGUGGGACGGAUUGUCAGCUGCUCAGCUCAUAUUGAGUUCUCAUUGGCUGAUCUACAUUUGGUACCUUUCAAUCUGGAAGACAUUUUGUGAAAAUGGAAACAUGGUUAAGUCGUGCUUCAGAAACCACAAACCUUUUGUUUUUCUUUUUGUUUUUAAAAAAACACUAAAGAGAUUUAAACUCGGAGAGAAUACAGAUUAAAUACAAGAUAGCAAUCUUCCAAAUGUUCUUUAAGGGACACUCUGGGCAAAAUAAUCACCUCAUCCUAUCAAAGUGGUUAUAGCAUAGAAACAUAGAAACAUAGAAUGUGACGGCAGAUAAGAACCAUUCGGCCCAUCUAGUCUGCCCAAUUUUCUAAAUACUUUCAUUAGUCCCUGGCCUUAUCUUAUAGUUAGGAUAGCCUUAUGCCUAUCCCACGCAUGCUUAAACUCCCUCACUCAUCAUGGACUCUAGUCACUAUAACUACUUAAACAUACAUGACCGUUUAUUGUGUCUAAAGUUUCCAUUUAAGUUAUGUUGGUGCCAAAAAAGUGGCUUGUCCUGUGGAAAGAGAGUCCUAAAUGUGUCUAUAUUAUCUAUUUUGUACCUUUCUGAAAAUGUGUGUAUGGCAAGAAAGCUUCUGAAUGUUUUAAUAAACAUUGUGAAAACAUCUCCAGUAGUUACAUUCUGUUAAAUGACCAGUUAAGGUUUCCGGUAAAUGUAAAAAAUAUUGUAUAUCAAGUUUGUUUACAGAAUAUAUAUUGUUCUUCACAGGAUGUGGAUACCUGCAGUUUGGAUCGUACAGAGCUGGAAUACAAACUAAAGGAGCUGAAAGGGAUGAUAGAACUGAUGAGAAACAUAUACGAACAGGUGGAUAAAAUUUACUUUUGCCAAAUUAUCUUACAGGGACGUUUCAAAUACUAUAACAACUGCAUCUUAUUGUUGAUGUUUUGCUUCCUCAUUAUCAUUCCAAAAUACAUGUAUGGCUCAUUAGAAGAUCCCUAGCAAACAGGAGUGUUGAAUGCUGGGGAAUUCUCUGUUUUUGUUGUUGUUUUUUUUUUUUUUUUUUCAACAAAUCCCUUGAUAACAGUUUGUCAUUUGCAAUUGAAAAUCAUUGAAAAUCAGGUUUAUUGUCAAAAUUUACAGACUUUCACAUGUUUGCAAUGAACAAAUCAAACAAAGGCAAUUUAAAUAGCAACACAGUGAAUGCUUCAAGUGGUUUCCCCAAAUUCAACUGAAAAUGCAAUGACAUCUCCGGUUUCAAAAUUAAUCAACCCCCUGGAGAGAAUCCCUUACAACAGCACAAAUAUGCAAAACAGGUGUUGUCUCAAACACACCUGAUGCAAGUAAUCAAGGGCUUCAUUAGUUACACCAAGUGUGCUUGAGCUGUAACACCUAAAAUACCAUGAAUUGGGUAAGGGUUUGUUAAGUGUUAUGUUUGACUGCAUGUUAGAAACAGGUCCACAUAGUUAAGAAAAAAGCUCACUGCCCUUCCCAAACAAGAAACAAUAUACAAAAAAGAUAGUGAUGGCCCUGAAUGUUCCUAGAGACCAGGGGAGGGCUGGCAGCCUUAGGCCUGGGGGGCAAAACCAGUCAAAUGGCCCAUUGCACCACCAAAUCAGUUCACCAUCCAUGCCCACCUUUUCCUGGUUUUAUAACAGAUAUUGAUGUUAUGCUAAUCAGUAGCUCUUUGUCAUACCUGCUCCUUCACAGUUCUGACUUUCAGUGUUGUUAGAGCGCAGGCUGAGAAUCUCUGAGCCUGUGCUCUGACUCACUAACUGAGCGUCGGAACCACGAGGGAGAGAAUAUAAUCUGACUGCACCUACUGCUGGUGCGCACCAGUGGACCACCAGAGAAUCGUUUAAAUUGAAUAUGCUGGUGUCCCCAACUUGUGAGCUGUGUUGGCUGCCGGGCGCCUCUGUUGUCAUGGCAACCUGCGUGACCGCACAGCAUGCACAGCCCAACGGCUGGCCCUGCUGACACACACUGAUGUUACUACUUAGAAAUCCCUCAAUAUUAAUACCAACAUCAGAGUAAACACCAAUAAACUGUGGAAACAGAGCUGAUCCCCCAAAUUUAUAAAGAUUUGCUUAGUGGAUUUGUUGUAAGAUUAAAUCAUGCCUCCUCCUCUCUCUCUCCCAUGCGCUGCUCUGUAGGCUGCGAGGAAGUGAAGAGUAAUCACAUUCUCCCAGCACAGCGCCACCUGUGGCUGCAUGGGGAACAGCUGGUUAAUGUAAUGCUUGCAGGAGGGCACUUGCACUGCGGUAAAGACAGGUCUGGGCAGGAGGAGAGUUCAGUGCAAUCAGUGCACUCCCCUCCUGUGGGUCACCAGUAGACUGGUGCACCUGCCCAGGAUCAGAGCCGGUGCAAGGAUUUUUGCUGCCCUAGGCAAAAGAAAAAUUUGCUGCCCCCCCAUGUGACAUCAUAAUGCCCCACCUAUAUGAUCUGCCAUAUGAACUAAUGCCAAUGCUGCACACACUGUGUGUUUACAUUAAAAAGCCUGCAGGGACCGGCUAUAGACACCAGAACCACUUCAUUAAGCUGAAGUGGUUCUGGGGACUAUAGUGUUCCUUUAAUGUGAGGUAAAUUAUAGAUUAGUGUCACUAAUAAUAUACUAGAUUGCCUACUUAAAACCAAAUGAGGAUGAUGAUGGGCUGCAGUUUGGCUCCACUGGUCUGGUGUAGAACAGGAUCUCUGUUUGUAAUUGUGGUCACAAAAUUCAAGGUUCUAGUAGAAUGGGAAGCAGCUCCAUUUUUUGGGGGCCUCUUAAACAGCUCAAGGUCUGGGUCCCAGGGCCUGACGGGGAGUAUGCCCAUAAGGCCCACCUAAAAGUCCACCUACAUGUUCCAUCCAUGAGUUCGCUCACAGGGAAUGGAGUGUGUAGGGGAUGUGUUUUUGUAGAGGAUCUAAUGUGUGUGCUUAUGGUAUGUAGUGUAUAGGGAUACCAGUUUGUGUAGGUGAUGCAGUGUAUUUGUUUGUAGUGGAAGCAGUGUGUGUUUGUGUAUAAGCGAUGUAUUGUGUAAAUCUGUGUUUGUAUGCAUAAGGGAUUCAAGGUGUGUGACUGUAAGUGUGUGCAUUGAGUGUGUGUAUGAAAUGCAUUGUGUUUCUGUGUAUAUGUAAGAGAAGCAGUGUGUGUGUUUGCAUGUGUGUGUAAGGGUUUGCAUUGUGUGUUUCUGUGUAUGUGUGCAAAGGAUGCAUUGUCUUUGUGUGUAAUGGAUGCAUUGUGUGUUUCUCUGUGUGUAAGGGAAGCAUGUUGUGUUUCUGUGUGUGUAGGGAUGCAUUGUGUGUUUGUGUAUGUAUAGGGAUGCAUUGUGUGUGUGUGCGCGUAGUGUGAAAGAGCUCCCUGUCCUGCCCCCUGUCCUAUAGAGCUCUCCCCUGCCCCUUAGUGGUCUCUCCACCCCCACCCUAGCAGUCACUUCUCACACCCACCCACCCUGUUCUCUUCUCAUCCCCCCCCCCAAACUUCCGGUCAGCCCCCUCCCUCCCUGUGUUCUUUCCCCUCCCAAUGUGUUCUCCUCACCUCCCCCCAUGUGUUCUACUCACUCCCUCCACCCUCCCUGUGUUCUUCUCACGCCCCCACCCACUUCCUGGUUGGCCUGCUCCCACUCCCAAUGUGUUCUCCUCACUAUGUGUUCUACUCCGCCCCCACCACUCCUGUGUUCUUCUCACUCCCCUCCCAGUGUGUUCUCCUCCUGCCUCCCCCAUGUGUGUUCUACUCCUCCCUCCACCCUCCUGUGUUCUUCUCCGCCCCCACCCUCCCUUGUUCUUCUCACCUCCCCCCUCCUCCCUGUGUUCUUCUCACCUCCCCUCCUUGUGUUCUCCUCAUCUCCCCCUUCUCCCCCUCCUCCUGUGUCCUUCUUACUCUUCCCCUCCUCUCUGUAUUCUUCUUACCCGUGUUCUUCUUACUCCCCCUGUUCUUCUUAACCCCCAUUCUUCUUAAUUCCCCCUUCUUCUUAAUCCCCCCCACCCCUCCCCUUCUUCUUAAUCCCACCUACUUAAUUUUGCUUCUUCUUAAUUCCCCUCCUUUGUGAAUUCUCCCCAUCACCCCAUCUUCUUAAUCCCCACUCUUCUUGUGAAAUCCCUCACCUUCCCUCCCCUCCCCUGUAGCGUGGCCGAGCUGCUCUGCUGUCCGCGGUGCCGGCCGGACUGACAGGAAGGAGUGUGCACUUCCUGUCAGUCCGGCCGGUGACAGGAAACAGAAACUCCUGUUCCGCGCGGGGUUUCUGUUUCCUGUAACCGGCCAGACUGACAGGAAGUGCACACUGAGUGUGCACCUUCCUAUCACUCGACAUUUAUGGACUGGAAGGGAGCCUAAAUAAUCAGGGAGAAGGAGGGAAAGAUGUGCUGCAGCAUUAGGACCGGCCCUACAGCGGCCGGUCCUAAAAUGAUUUGAGGCGGCCUGGGGGGCAAUUGCCUCCCUGCCCCCCAGCCCAGCCCGCCCCUGCUAGAGACACUGUUGGAAACAUAGUUUGCAAGUUCAUAGUUGCCAGAACAGUAGUUACACUACCUGGACAGGGGCCAGGGCAUAAAAUGAAAGCUAUCAAUGGCUGCAACCAGAUUUCUGAAAAGGCAGGUUGUGAAAAAUCAUUGAGUGACUUGCAAAAGACCUGCAACAAGACUUGGUGGCAACAGGCACUGACGUUUCAGUGAGCACAGUAAUGCGCAUACUAAAUGGAGAACAUUUCCAUGCCAGAACUCUAAGACGUACACCACUACUGACCCAAAAGCAGAAGAAAAGUUGGUUCCAAUAUGCUCAAGAUCCAAUAAAUAAGCCACAGAGGUUUUGUGAUUCUGUCCUGUGGAGCAAUGAAACAAAACUGAAGCUUUUCCGCCCAAUGGAUCAGUGGCAUGUCUAGAAGACGAAGAAUGAAACAUAUGCUGAAAAGAACACCCUGCCUACAGUUAACUAGGUGGUAUCUUGGUGAUGCUCUGAGGCUGCUUUGCAUCCUCUGGCACUGGAAACCUGCAGUGUGUGGAAGGCAAGAUGGAUUAAUUGAAGUAUCAGGAAAUCCUAGGAGAAAAUGUCAUGCCGUCUGUGAGGAAGCUGAAGCUUGAACAUCAUUGGACCUUCCAGCAAGACAAUGAUCCAAAAAAAUCACUAAGUCUUGGCUGAAGAGGAAGUCCUGGAAAAUUCUACAGUGGCCAUCACAGUCACCUGACUUGGACCACAUGAAAAUAUCUGUGGUAGAAUUUGAAGAAGAUGGUUGAGGCACACAAACCCAAGAAUAUUACUGAACUAGAGGCCAUUGCUCAUGGGCUUAGAUUCCUCAGGAAUGCUGUCAGAAGCUGGCGUCUGGCUAUGCAGCUCAUUAGCAGCAGGUCAUAACAGCACAGGGUUGCUCUACUAAGUACUAAAGAUGCUUCCCAUGAAGGGGUUGAAUAAUUUUGAGACUGGGGAAGUUAUUAUAAAUUGCAUAUCAACUUGAAUAUUGGGAAACCACUUGAAGCAUUUGUUAUAUUGAGCUAUUUCACUUGCUUUUGUGGGAUUUGUUCAUUGCAAACAGCUAAAAGUCUGCACAUUUUGACAAUAAACCUAAUUUUCAAUGGGGGUUGAAUAAUUUUGAUUACAACUGUAGGACACUCAAAAUGUUUGUUUGGUUAUUGAUAUAAUAAUUUGCCCAGUUUAUUUACAGCACUUGAAAAAGAUUAGCGAUUAUAUAUUAUUCGCUAGCAAAGAUCAGGAUGUUGGGCACAUUGGUUGGAAGGAGGGGGAAAAGAAGAAGUAGUGUCAGACAUUUUGGACUAAACUGCCUUAGUGAGAGGGGACAAUGGGGUGAAGUAAGCUGUUUGUGAACAGGAAAGUCUUCCCAACUUAGCUAUAAGGAAGGUGGUUGAUUUAAAGGAAUCCUAUAGGCACCAAAACAACUUUAACUUAAUGAAGCAGGUUUGGUGUAUAGAUCAAGACCCUGCAAUCUUACUACUCAAUUAUCUGUAAUUUAGGAGUUAAAUCACUUUCUUUAUACAGUCCAAGUCACACCUCCCUGCACACAGCAAUUUUUGCAUUUUGAAAAGUCAGUUUCAGCAACUAUUUGUAGCAAUGACCAUGGAUAAUAUUUAAAGGACUCCAUAGCCAAGCUUGGUGAAAUGAUCUACAGUGAGGGAAAAAGUAAUUGAUCCCCUGCUGAUUUUGAACGUUUGUCCACUGACCAUGAAAUGAUCAGUCUAUAAUUUUAAUUGUAGGAGUAUUUUAACAGUGAAAGACAGAAAAAAAAAAUCCAGAAAAACACUUUUCAAAAAAGUUAUAAAUUGAUUUGCAAGUCAAUGAGUAAAAUAAGUAUUUGAUCCCCUAUCAAUCAGCAAGAUGUCUGGCUCCCAGGUGUCUUUCAUACAGGUAACAAGCUGAGAUUAGGAGCACUCUCUUAAACGGAGUGCUCCUAAUCUCAGCUUGUUACCUGUAUAAAAGACACCUGUCCACAGAAGCAAUCAAUCAGAUUCCAAACUCUCCACCAUGACCAAAGAUGCCAGGGACAAGAUUGUAGAUCUAUAGCAUACCAAGGCUGGACUGGGCUACAUGACCAUCACCAAGCAGCUUGGUGAGAUUGUUCGCAAAUGGAAGAAACAUAAAAUAGCUGUCAGUCUCCCUCAUUCUGGUGCUCCACACAAGAUCGCACCUCGUGGAGUUUCAAUGAUCAUGAGAACAGUGAGGAAUCAGCCCAGAACUACAUGGGAGGAUCUUGUUAAUGAUAUCAAGGCAGCUGGGACCAUAGUUACCAAGAAAACAAUUGGUAACACACUACGCCAUGAAGGACUGAAAUCCUGCAUCGUCCGCAAGGUUCCCCUGCUCAAGAAAGCACAUGUACAGGCCCAUCUGAAGUUUGCCAAUAACAUCUGAAUGAUUUAGAGGAGAACUGAGUGAAAGUGUUGUGGUCAGAUGAGACCAAAAUUGAGCUCUUUGGCAUCAACUUAACUCGCCGUGUUUGGAGGAGGAGCGAUGCUGCCUUUGACUCCAAGAACACCAUCCCUACCGUCAAACAUGAAGGUAGAACCAUUAUGCUUUGGGGGUGUUUUUCUGCUAAGGACAACUGCACCGCAUCAAAGGGACGAUGGAUGGGGCCAUGUACCGUCAAAUCUUCUUUUUCAAAUAAUUUAUUAGAGUUUAUAACAAUACAUCAAAAUAAUACAGGAAAAUAACACAGAGGGAAAAAAAUUAUAAUAAUAAAUAAAUAAGAUAAAUCAAUGUAUGCAUAUUUCAAUUAGAUAUCAAGAUUAAAUAUCAAGAUUAGAUAUUAGAGAUGAUUAUUAUAGAUUAGAGAUUAAGAUUAGAGGUCAAGUCCUGGGUCUUUCUGAUUUAACUGAAUAUGGUUAUUAUAAGCCAAAUUUAACUUACUUCCAGAUGCCUUAAAUGUUACUGUUACUGGUAAUACUAAUACCUGCCUCUAUGUCAUUAUCCAAGUUUAUUCUUAAUUUUAUUCUCAGCCAGCCAUCCUCUUCUCUUACCCUUUCCUCUAAUAUAGAACCCCAGAUUUUCCAGAACUUUGUCAAAGAAUUAGUAGACAAAUAUGCCAUAUAUUCCAUUUGAUAAAUAUUAUAAAGCAUUUUUAAUAAACCUUGUAUUGAAGGAACUUUCAUGCUCUUCCAGUUUUUAGCAAUAAAAGUCUUAAUAGUUAUAAAGAAGAAAGAUAUCAAUCUUUUAGAUGGCAAAUGAAUUAUUAUUGGAUGGUUAUUUAAUUAUGCUACCUCUAAAGAGAAGAAAAUAUGGACCUGAAGAUUACAUUGAUAAGAUCAUAUAAUUUAUUCCACCCCCUAUAAAUGUGUUGGCAAUCCCACCAGAUAUGUGAUAGUGAGCCAAUCUCCCCACAUUCUCGUCAACAACGAUUAGAGACACUUGGGUACAUAUGCUGCAAUCGGACGGGGGUUAAGUACCAUCUAGUAAGCGAUUUGUAUGAUAAGCAAUAGAAGAAAUUACUAAUAUCCCCUGUAUGAGAAAUAUUCCCAACAGAGGUGGUCAGUAUGAGUGGUACCCACCUACUCUGGGCAUGAACCCUAGUAACAUAGCAUAGAGUAAAGAAAAUAAGGAAUUUUCAUCUCAGAGCAAUUCCUCUUGGGUACUAAUAAGUAGAUAGGCUGAUAAAAGGUGAGUGCAACAUAUAACACUUAAAGGACCACUAUAGUGCCAGGAAAACAUAUUCGUUUUCCUGGCACUAUAGUGCCCUGAGGGUGCCCCCACCCUCAGGGUCCCCCUCCCGCCCGGCUCUGGAAAGGGGAAAGGGUUAAAAACUUACCUUUUUCCAGCGCUGGGCGGGGAGCUCUCUGCUUCCUCUCCUCAUCUUCUCCUCCUCCUGGACUGAAUGCGCACGCGCGGCAAGAGCUGCGCGCGCAUUCAGCCCGUCGCAUAGGAAAGCAUUUACAAUGCUUUCCUAUGGACGCUUGCGUGCUCUCACUGUGAAAAUCACAGUGAGAAGCACGCAAGCGCCUCUAGUGGCUGUCAAUGAGACAGCCACUAGAGGGAAUAGGGGAAGGCUUAACCCAUUCAUAAACAUAGCAGUUUCUCUGAAACUGCUAUGUUUAUGAAAAAAUGGGUUAACCCUAGCUGGACCUGGCACCCAGACCACUUCAUUAAGCUGAAGUGGUCUGGGUGCCUAGAGUGGUCCUUUAACGAGGAAGUGAACACUGAAUAGUGGAGGAUAGGUGUAUAAAUUAUCCAUUUGGUAAACCAGCAGGCUUUAUUUGUGUUAGAAACAUCUGGUCUGCUCAAUUUUCUAAAUACUUUCAUUAGUCCCUGGCCUUAUCUUAGAGUUAGGAUAGCCUUAUGCCUAUCCCACGCAUGCUUAAACUCCUUUACUGUGUUAACCUCUACCACUUCAGCUGGAAGGCUAUUCCAUGCAUCCACUACCCUCUCAGUAAAGUAAUACUUCCUGAUAUUAUUUUUAAACCCUUGUCCCUCUAAUUUAAGGCUAUGUCCUCUUGUUGUGGUAGUUUUUCUUCUUUUAAAUAUAGUCUCCUCCUUUACUGUGUUGAUUCCCUUUAUAUAUUUAAAUGUUUCUAUCAUAUCCCCCCUGUCUCGCCUUUCCUCCAAGCUAUACAUGUUAAGAUCCUUUAACCUUUCCUGGUAAGUUUUAUCUUGCAAUCCAUGAACCAGUUUAGUAGCCCUUCUCUGAACUCUCUCUAAGGUAUCAAUAUCCUUCUGAAGAUACGGUCUCCAGUACUGUGUACAAUACUCCAAGUGAGGUCUCACCGGUGUUCUGUACAAUGGCAUGAGCACUUCCCUCUUUCUACUGCUAAUGCCUCUCCCUAUACAACCAAGCAUUCUGCUAGCAUUUCCUGCUGCUCUAUUACAUUGUCUGCCUACCUUUAAGUCAUCAUAAAUAAUCACCCCUAAAUCCCUUUCCUCAGAUGUUGAGGUUAGGACUCUAUCAAAUAUUCUGUACUCUGCCCUUGGGUAUGCAUUUAAAUGUUUCUAUCAUAUCCCCCAUCUCAUCUUUCCAUCAAGCUAUACAUGUUAAAAUCCUUUAACCUUUCCAGUGGCAGGUGAUGUGAAAAAAAGUAUCCCAAUUUGUAUGAUAUUUCUAUAUGGUUUGUACAUCUUGAGAUUUUUGCGGUAAAUGUUAACAGGGAUGUCCAAUCUUCAUUAGAAAUUGAACGGCCUAACUCCUUUUCCCAUCCUGAUUUAACAGAAAUGUUCUCUAAAUAUAUAUUGAGGAUAUUAGGGAUUGGUAACAUACCGAAAGGGAUUUAUGCCCUUCAGCUGCAUUUUUUAAUAAAUUAGAAAAAAAACAGCAUCUGCCGCUGAUCCUCUAGAUAGCAUUAAAGACGCCAGACAAUGCCGAAUCCUAAAAUAUUUAUAAAAAAAUCACGGUGUGGAAUAUUAUAUUGUAACUGUAUAGAAGUAAAAUGUACCGUCAAAUCUUGGGUGAGAAACUCCUUCCCUGAGCCAGGACAUUGAAAAUGGGUCAUGGAUGCAUAUUCCAGCAUGACAAUGAUCCAAAAUACACAGCCAAGGUAACAAAGGAGUGGCUCAAGAAGAAGCACAUUAAGGUCCUGGAGUGCCCUAGCCAUUCUCCAGACCUUAAUCCCAUAGAAAAUCUGUGGAGGGAGCUGAAGGUUCGAGUUGCCACACGUCAGCCUCAAAACCUUAAUGACUUGGAGAAGAUCUGCAAAGAGGAGUGGGACAAAAUCCCUCCUGAAAUGUGUGCAAACCUGGUGGCCAACUACAAGAAAUGUCUGACCUCUGUGAUUACCAAGAAGGGUUUUGCCACCAAGUACUAAGUCAAAGGGGUCAAAUACUUCACUCAUAAUUUCACUCAUUAACAUGCAAAUCAAUUUAUAACUCUUUUGAAAUGCAUUUUUCUGGAUUUUUUUUGUUUUGUUAUUUUGUCUCUCACUGUUAAAAUACACCUACCAUUAAAAUUAUGGACUGAUCAUUUCUUUGUCAGUGGGCAAACGUUCAAAAUCGUCAGGGGAUCAAAUACUUUUUUUCCUCACUUUAUAUAAUUCCUGAAUUAGUCCAUGAAGGAAAUGGAAAGACGUAUAUAAAUGCACACUUUUUCCUUUAUCUGUCAAUGUCCAUGUCUCUGUCAAUAGCAGUUGACCUUCAGGUUUGCUUUUGCCUAUCACAUGUAUGCCAAUGUCUCAGUUCCUGAAUGUUUAUACAUAGGAAUUACAAUUUAGUCAGAAUACAGGAUUAGUAUUGAUUGAUAUUUGCUUCCCAUUUUUCUUUUUAAUAAUUCCAGACAUCCGUAUUGGUGUUGGGUUGCACACUAUGUUAUAUUGUACUGAUGAUGAUGUCUGAAGUUCUUCUUAAUAGGAUGUUUAUUGACUGGAGCUCAGUAAUUUGUGUCCAUAUGAAAAGUCAGGAUCAUCUCUGUCUUUCCAUAGAAAGGACACAAAUUAAAUAAGCACAACGGGGCAUUUCCUCAGAUGGAAUUCAGUUCAAAUAUAGAAUUUUAAUUCACCAAAAACUGUACUUUGCAGUAGUAUUCACGUUCAAAUAGAACAUUGUUAUUUCCAUUGUAUUUUCAGGAACUGAAAUCAGUGAUGGAAGAGACUGGGGACUUAUCAGUGGUAUUGAACAUGGACAGUCGUUGUUACUUGAACCUGGAGGACAUUGUGAAAGAGGUUAAAGAACGAUAUGAAAACAUUGCAGCCCGCAGUCGAGAAGAGGCUCAAGCAUUGUCUAAGAGGAAGGUACACAUGCAAUUCAAAAUGUAAUUUGGUACUGUGUAAAUAGAUUGAUUCUUAAAGACUUAAACAUUUAUAAAAUAUAAAGAAAUAUAUAAAUACAUUUUUGUGUAGACUUAUUAGAGUAUCAAAAUGCCUUUCAUUCUACUCAUAACAUUUUGAACGAACGUUCAGAAAAUUAUCUUCUCAAAGGUUUUAUAAGGUACUAGACUUAUUCAUAGUCCAAAAAAUUAUAUGGUUUUGUUUGUUUGAAAUGUACAAUCGAUUCACCAAACUGAAUUUCAUCAAUGCAAUUUGGUUUGUCAUCUUUAAAACAAUUACACAAUUCAUACCAGAGACAUACCAAGCUUUGUAAACUUUCUGUAUAGUUCCACACCCCCGUGUUAUCUUAACCCAUGUUACUUCUUGUGUAUCUCUCACCUGCUUAUCUUUUAGGUAUCUCUUAACCUUUUGUACCUCUUUACCCUCUUACCAUUUUUUGCCCCCACAAGCAUUCAAAGGCACAUGGAUACUGAUAUAUAUACAUAGACAUGCAAUCACAUACAAACAUGGACACAUGUAUAGUCACAUGCAUAGACACACAAACGCACAGACACACAAUCCUAUACCAUGACAUUCUCAACAUUAUCACACAUUUACACACACGGUCAUGUGCAUACCAAGUUUAUUCAGUGAACUAUGAAUUGUAAUGGUCUGGUGAAUAAAAGUUCAGACUUCCAUUCCAUUUUGCAAUUUGGAUUUCAAAAAUGAAAUUAAUCACACUUCUGAAUUUGCAGCUUAGGGAGUUAACCCCAAACCCCCUAAGGUUUAGUGUAUUUCUUAAAGUGAAAUAUAUUUGCUUGCUUGCAAUGCCUCCCCCGGGGGCUCUUGUUGUAAAUCCUAUUUCUGCAGCUCCAGCCUAGCCUCCUGUUCCAGGCUCCUUCCCGCUCCCCUUUUGCCUCUACAUCUUAUCUCCAGGCUCCAGUAACACCAUGGCCACCACUUAGUAUCCAGUUGAUCUAAUACUACAGCUCCCAAACUCCUUGCAAACCUUAAGGCACUGUGGUGCUUUUAUAAGCCCUACAAGUGUUUGCAUGGUUCAGAGAGUGUGUCUGCAUGGCUCAGUGUGUCUACAUAUGUAAUUGUGUCUUUGCAUUGGUCAGUAAAUGUGUGUGUGUGUGUGUGUGUGUGUGUCUGCAUGGGCCAAUGUGCUUGUUUGCAUGGGCUAGACUGUGUUUUUGGCAUGAGUCAUGCCAAAAGCUUCCUGAUUGGACAUUCAGAGGCAAUGCAAUGCAAUAAGGUACUGGGCUUUCAGACCUUGGGGUUAAACUGUUAGUUAAAUGUUUAACCCCUUAAAAUAAGACUGGGCCCAGGACCUUCAUGCUUCAUAACAACUUUUCUGGUCACUAUAGUGCCAGGAAAACAAACUUGAUCAAACAGCAUCGCAGAAGCGCUUCUAGCGGCUGUCAGGAAGAAAGCCACUAGAGGCUGGAUUAACCCUGCAAUGUAAACACAGCAGUAUCUCUGAAACUGCUAUGUUUACAUCUGAAAUAUUAAAACCUAGGGGACCUGGCACCCAGACCACUUCAUUGAGCUGAAGUGGCCUGGGUGACAAUAGUGUCCCUUUAAUUACAAUUAAGUUAUUAUGGUGCCAGAUUGGACCUUUAAAAAAGAUCUAAAAGUGACACCUCCUCAUUACUUCACACUACUAGAGGAUAUUGAAGCCCUUACUGGGGUGAGUAGUGUAGUGUAGAUACGGUAACCCCUUAAGGACCAAACCUCUGGAAUAAAAAGUAAUCAUGACAUGUCACACAUGUCGUGUCCUUAAGGGGUUAAACAACGCAAUUCUCCACAGCCUUCUAUGUUCAAUAGGUUGUCAUUACCUGUAUAAUUCUCAUGUGACAGAUCAUUAAAUGGGGAUCUUUCAUUUAUCUGAACUGCACAGUUGGAACAUAAUUCUCUGAGAGCUGGACGUUGUGAGGCAGAACUGGAGAGCAGUCGCAGCCACAUUACUCAGCUUAACGGCAAGAUUCAGCGAAUAAGGUCAGAGAUUCUCACCACUCAGACUCAGGUGAGUGGUCUUGUCUGUUAUAGUUAUGCUUUUGAAAUGUAUCCAGGUAGUAAUACAUUAAAUACUGUGAAUGAAUCAGAACCAAAAUAGUGACCUGUGUACUAUCCCUGAGUCCUAAUCCUUAUGAUUAUUUACAUAACACAGUAGCACUAUGCACCACUUGAUAUCCCUGCAAUUAAAGUGUAAGCUCACCUACCAAAUUCAAAACAAACCUCUUGAUAACAGUUCACCUGUUGCUUUCAGGCAAACUCUCUAGUUAGACAAGGAUAUUCCUAUAAAGUAAUUAACCCUUAAUAGGGCACACAUGAGGUGGGCAACUAUACUUUAACAAGGUCGUGGAAUAAAAAAAUCAAAUAAAACACAGAAAUUAGUCUUGCCACAACUUGUACAGGAUCAAUUUCUAUAAUAUUCAUAAAUGUAUACACAAAACCAGAAAUGUUACAUGCUGUUGUUUUCGGUUUUAUAGUUGCAUUGUUUUUUAGUAUUCCUUAUGUUGUUUUCUUCACACUUGUAUAACCAAAUUAAUGCCUCCGAGGAGGAGAAUACUUUAGGUAUUGAUCACCCAUAUUAUAUGGUAGUAGCAAGGACCAAAUGGCAUGGCCUGUGCAGGUUUUACUUACUUCAAUUUUCUCGUUAUUUGAAAAUGUGCACUUGGAGCUUGAUUGGAGCUUGUAUGGUGGAACUCCCCUUACUUACAGACUAGAGUCACUAGACUGUGAGCUACCGUGAGCUGGACCCUCAAUUACUCCUUCCUCAUUUGUAUUACCUUAUAUAUGUGUUCAUUGUGCACCAUUUAACUAAUGCCCACUUUACAAAUAAACUAUACCAGGGGUGCCCAAAAUCUAGAUCCCCAGAUGUUGCAGAACCACAACUCCCAUGAUGCUUUGCAUGCCUUUAUAAUGACAAAGCAUCAUGGAAGUUGUAGUUUUAAAAACAUCUGGGGAUCUAAGUUUUAAAAAUAUUAUUGUAUGCAAUCCCAUUAAUCAAUGCAGUGUUGUAAGUGUCCACUUGGUCGAGUGCAAGGCAGUACACCGAAGCUCCUCAUAGUUAUUUAAAUAGAUGUUAUAACCUCUCAUUUAACAUGUCAUUCUAAGCACCAUAACAACUGUGCAUUAUUGAGAACUUUUUUUUCCUCUUCCCAGAAUGACUAAUAACUGCAGGGAUUUGUAAAUACUGCUGCAGCGAUAAGACUGCCCCAUGGUGCGGUGAUGUCAAAGAGGGAGUUUAUUUUGUCCUUUGCUAUCUAAACUCCAACUUGUAGCUAUAGUAUAUGCAUCUGAGCGACUAGGCUUUGGUUGCACAUAUGCGUGGUCUAUAGCUCGCUGUAAAUAGCUCAGUUCUCAAUGUUAGAGGCUGUAGCUUUGGGGUGGUUGCUUUAGUCAAUUAUUAUUUUGAAUGCCUUUUCUGUGCUAUCUAUACAUGUACUAAACCUGUUUUGUCUCUGCUCUGUUUGAUAAAUCAGUGUGUACAUCUGGAGCGAGAAGUGUCAGAGAGUAAGGCCAAGAGUGAUAUUACCCUCAAAGAUGCCAAAAUGAAACUGGAAGAGAUAAAUGAUGCUCUGCAGAAAGCCAAGCAGGACAUGGCUCGCCAACUGCGAGAAUACCAGGAGCUGAUGAAUGUGAAACUGGCUCUGGAUAUUGAGAUUGCCACCUACAGGAAACUGCUUGAAGGGGAGGAGAGCAGGUAAGACAAACAUUAAAUGGGAUAGAUGUAAAUCAGUCAGAAAGCAAGUGUACAGUGCUUUCUAAAAGCCUCCAGGCUGUCAUUCAAUAUUCAUUGCAUGACAGAAGGUAUAUUGAAAUUACACGCUGUAUUGUAUAUCUUUUUACAUUCUGAAAUUCAUGAUAAUGUCUUAAUUUUACAUAGUGAUGAAGUUCGGCAUUGACAUGUCUGUAUUACUGCUAUUGAUCCAAAAGAAGGGGGGUGGAAAUGAAAUUGAAGCAACUUGCAAUUUCAUCCCAAAACGGGAUACAAAAUCAUUCUUGAAAAAGGUCAGAAGGAAUUGAUCUAGCUGCAAAAAGAUCUGUAUGACAGUCUUAUCUAGAUCAGCAUUGUGCAAAAUCUUACAAGUUACACACUCCAUCCACAAGUGCCUCUAAGUCAGCAUUGGUAAACUCUCCCUUUCUUUUUGUGGUUUUACCAAUAAUGAGACUGAUUUUCUGCAGCUUUGAGAUGUGAGUCUGUCAUGGAAUGGAUGGGAAAUUACAUACAAUAGGUGAUAGGUGUGCUUUUGGUCAUGCUCAUGUAAAAGUUGUGGAGUCACUUUCCAGAAUUGUUAUUACUAUGUUUACCUAUCCCUAUAUUUAACAAAUAUGUAGAAUUUUUAUUGAUUGUAGAAAUCUAUACCCAGGGGCGUACCUAGAGCAUUUGGCACCUGGGGCGGAUCCUGUGCUUGGCACCCCCUUGCCCCCCCAAAGCCCCGCCCCCAGUGCCAGUUUGGCCCCGCCUCCGAUUUUAUUUAGCUCCGCCCACUUUCCCUCCGUGCAGCCUUUCUACCAUGGGGCACUGUGCGGCCACAGCUCACACAGCCCCAUCCAGCCAGGGCCAGUGCAAUAAUUUUUGCCGCCCUAGGCAAAAGUAAAGUUUGCUGCCCCCCCAUGUGACAUCACAAUGCCCCACCCAUAUGAUCUGCCAUGUUAUCUAACGCCAGUGCUGCAGUGCUGCCGUGUUUACAUUAAAAGGCCUGCAGGGACAGGCUAUAGACACCAGAACCACUACAUUAAGCUGCAGUGGUUCUGGGGACUAUAGUGUUUCUUUAAUGUGAGGUAAAUUAGAGAUUCGUGCCACGAAGUAAUAUGCUAGAUUGCCUACUUACAACCAGAUGAGGAUGAUGAUGGGCUCUAGCUGCAGUCUGGCUCCACUGGUCUGGUGUAGAACAGGCUCUCUGGAGGCGGUUUGUAACUGUGGUCACAAAAAUCAAUGUUCUGGGAGAACGGGAAGCAGCUCCAUUUUUUUGGGGCCCUUUACACAGCUCAAGGUCUGGGUCCCAGGGUCCACCUUCAUGUUCCACCAAUGAGUUUGUUCACAGGGGGUGGAGUGUGUAGGGGGUGUCCUGAUAUGUGUGUAAGGAAUGCAUUGUGUGAAUCUGUGUUUUUAUGUGUAAGGGCUGCAAGGUGUGUUUCUGUGUAUAUACGAGAUGCAUUGAGAGUGUGUAAUGAAUGCAUUGUGUGUUUCUGUGUGUGUAAGGGAUGCAUUGUGUGUAACAGUUGCAUUGCUUGUGUAUGUGUGUCUGUGUGUGUAAUGCAGUGUGUGUAAUGCAUUUUGUGUUUUUCUGUGUGCAAGGGGUGCAUUGUGUGUGAUGAAUGUCAAUCUCUCCCCCCCCUUCAAUUUCCAUCUCUCCCCCCCUCCAAUUUCUUUCUUUAUCCCCCUCCCAAUUUCUAUCUUUUUCCUCUCUCCAAUUUCCUUCUCCUCCUCCCAAUUUCUUUCUUUAUCCCCCCUCUCCGAUUUCCUUCUCCCCCCUCCCAAUUUCUUUCUUUAUUCCCCCUCCCAAUCUUUCUUUAUCCCCUCUCAAUUUCCUUCUCCCCAUCCCAAUCUUUUAUUUAUCCCCCCUCCCAAUUUUCUUCUUUCCCCUUCCCAAUCUUUGUUAUCUCCCCCUCCCAAUUUCCUUAUCCCCCAUUCCCAAUCUUUGUUAUCCCCCCUCCCAAUUUCCUUAUCCCCCAUUCCCAAUCUAUCCCCCUAUUUAUCCCCUCCCCCAUCCCCCCCUACCACUGUUGUAGCGUGGCCGAGCUCUGUAUCAUGGUCCGCGGGUACAGGGAGCUUUUGUUUCCUGUACCCGGCCGGACUAAAAGGAAGUGAACACUGAGUGUGUACUUCCUGUUAGUCCGGCCGGGUACAGGAGACAGAUGCUCCCUGUACCCGCGGACCAUGAUACAGGGCUCGACCACACUACAGUGAAGCAGUGACAGGAGGGAGCGCUGAGCGCUUCCAUCCUGUCAGCCCCUCUCCUCAGGCUGCGCCCGGGCGGGCAAAGCUGCAGACUCCUGAGGCUCUCUACAGAGCGCUCGGGCGGCUAGAGCAUGAGGGGGGCCGGCGCUCAUGGCAGCGCCCCCUCCCAAGGCACCCCCCACCCUGGUGGCACCCGGGGCGGACCACCCCCCUCUGCCCCCCCCCUUAGUACGCCACUGUCUAUACCUCCUAAUCCUGCAGUUGGGUGCCUCUCUAUCUUUGCUACCCAUCAAUCAUCGUUAUAAACAUUGUCCUUUGCACCUGGCAUUCAGCAUAGAGAAAGCAUAUAGAGAAGCCGAAAAUGAAAAAAAAAUGUUUCUAUGUCUCCUCUUCAUUUGCAAUGUUUGUCCUGACUUUGCCUUGUCUGAAUUGGAUUAUGAGGUCACUUGAUAAAUCAGUAAUAUAAAUUUAAAAGAAUUGGAGUAUUUAAUGGAAAAAAGGAGAAUGUGGAGUGCAGAACUGUUACCAAUACGGUGAACUGCGCUGUCACUAUCAAUUUAUGUCAAUUUCAAAGUUCAAAUUUAAUAAACAGGACUGAUGCUGGGGCUGAAUAAUUUAUCCCACAAACUCCUGCUUUACAUGCAUUUAUGGAAUUAAAUCAAAAUCCACUCACUAGAAUGGUAGUGUCCGGAUUGGUGGAGCCUCUCCCUGAUUUGUAAGUCUAUAUGUUGCCAUUGCUUGCCUGCAAAAAUGCAGCAGUAACAUGAAAUAUAAAAGUAAGCUUUUUUGUCUUUUAUUUUUGCACCCGGGGCGGACCACCCCCCUCUGCCCCCCCCCCCUUAGUAGGCCACUGUCUAAACCUCCUAAUCCUGCAGUUGGGUGCCUCUCUAUCUUUGCUACCCAUCAAUCAUCGUUAUAAACAUUGUCCUUUGCACCUGGCAUUCAGCAUAGAGAAAGCAUAUAGAGAAGAGGAAAAUGAAAAAAAAAUGUUUCUAUGUCUCCUCUUCAUUUGCAAUGUUUGUCCUGACUUUGCCUUGUCUGAACUGGAUUAUGAGGUCACUUGAUAAAUCUGUAAUAUAAAUUUAAAAGAAUUGGAGUAUUUAAUGGAAAAAAGGAGAAUGUGGAGUGCAGAACUGUUACCAAUACGGUGAACUGCGCUGUCACUAUCAAUUUAUGUCAAUUUCAAAGUUCAAAUUUAAUAAACAGGACUGAUGCUGGGGCUGAAUAAUUUAUCCCACAAACUCCUGCUUUACAUGCAUUUAUGGAAUUAAAUCAAAAUCCACUCACUAGAAUGGUAGUGUCCGGAUUGGUGGAGCCUCUCCCUGAUUUGUAAGUCUAUAUGUUGCCAUUGCUUGCCUGCAAAAAUGCAGCAGUAACAUGAAAUAUAAAAGUAAGCUUUUUUGUCUUUUAUUUUUGCAUAUUCUUAAUACAUUAAAACUGAGUGGCCGAUUGCAGAACAGGAGUGUCCCUUAUAUUACAAUUUCUGUAACUCAAUUGCAAUAUGAUGGAUUAAAUGAACACUAUAGGGUCAGGAACACAAACAUGUAUUCCUGACCCUAUAGUAUUGAAACCACCAUCUAGCCUCCCCUGCCUCCUUCCCCCCUUUGAUUCCCUAAAUAUAUUAAAAUCUAACUUGUAUUCAAGUUUGCAGCUGCUGCCUCUGCCCCUGAUAUUUGCUGCUUGUCUGGCAUCAUCAGAAGUGAUUCUGUGAGCCAAUCACAAUGCUUUCCUAUAGGAUUGGGUGAUACUGUCAAUGAGAAAGAUCAGGGGCAGAACCAGCACAAGUCAAACUCAGAUGUGGCCAAUCAGCAUCUCCUCAUAGAGAUGCAUUGAAUCAAUGCAUCUCUACAAGUAGUCAUACUCUUCAUACUGACAAUAGGAGCUCUGAUAGGCUAAAAGCAGUCAGCUGACACUCUCAUUCAAUCACAGCUGCUUAUUCCUACUUAGGCUAAUACUUCCUCAUCAGCCAAAGCAGCACAGAGGGGAUGGCAUGCUGAUAACUCUUGUUUAGCAUGAAAACCUUAAAACUGUUUCAUGCUGAUUGAAAUGACACCACCAGGGAAUUCCAGACACUAUAACCAGUUCAAUGAAGUGAAGUAAAUACAGUGCUCACAGUCUCCCUUUAAUAUAAUGUACUGUGAAGGCAUUCCCUUCCUAGUUACAGUUCAAAAUGUGAUAGAGCCUACUAAUCUUGCUGACACAACAUCUCACAAGCAGAUGGGAAAAACUGAGACUAUUUUCUCACUGAGCUGAAAUGUUUAGCACUUAAAUCCCAACAGAAAUAUAAGGUGUAACCACUUCAUGACCAAAUAUACAGGCUUCCUUUAUGCAACCUCUUUUCUUACCAUGUACUUGCAGAACCAAACUAAGUAACUCCUUCACUACAAUGAAACUGCAGAUUGCCAUGUCUGGCCCUGGAAAAGCUACCGAUGAGAAAACCAUUUAAAACAGUUUUUCUGCUAAGACAGAGUGUUGUAAUAAGACAGGAAAGUAUAGUGCCAGACGUAUGUGCAUAGCGUCCUAUAUCAUACAACUCGCAACAAAAUCGUAAGUGCUAUGAGCUACGUAUGUGUAGGCUGAGAAGCAAUGCCCCUAUCAGGAGCACAUACUGGCGCAGGAUUUUAAUAGACCGAGAGCCAAGGGUCCCAUCCCUCAUUUUGAAAUCAAAUUCUGGUUAUGCUUGCCACCAAUCAUUUUAUGGCAGACACUAUAGGUAAUAUUCAUAACUAUAGGUAACGUCCUGUGCACUUUUACCAUGCCUGCACAAAGUCCUACUGACAUCAAAAUCCUACUGCCUGGCUUCUCUAAGCAGAGAAAGAUUUUGCACUGCUCAAGAAAGAGCCCUUUCUUGAUGCAUGCAGGAAAUUUGGGAGAAUGGGUGAUGAAAGUCUGGCAUGGAGUGUUAAUAAAUAAAAAUAUGAUUUCCAUUUUUUAUUGCAUUUACGUAUAUAUUUUGUGGAGAUACCACACUUAUCCACUUGUAUCUUCUCGACCACUAGUUAGUGGGGGGUAACCCCUAUAUAAAACAUUGAUACAAGAAAGAGCAAAGAAGGUUUAGUCAUCGAUACAUAAGUAUAAAGUAUUCCAGAUCUAAACCUUAAGUCAGGGCAACCCUUGUAAAUAAUCUCUUUAAAACAUAACUUUUCAUAAAACUUAGCUAAAAGUACUGUGUGCACAAGGUCAAUGAAAGGGGAAAAAGGGAUCAGCGCUACAGGGUACUUGCUAAAGCAAUAGUAGUACCUAUGGCAUGGGGGUAGUCAUAAUAAAGUAAUCUUAAAUCCAAAUACCCAAAAUAAAAAAUAAAAAUAAUAACCAAAUUAGAAAAAAAGUGAAUAAGUAUAUCUCCAACUACCAUCACUCAGUUCCAAAGUAGCGUUGACUCCCCUUCCCCUAAUGCUAGAAGUAUAGAAUAAGCUAAUAAACUGCUAGCUACCUAUCUAUUUAGUGAAUAAAACAGUAGCAAGGUGGCUAAUCUAGAAGAAAGUAAGCUGCAGCAUCGUCCCCAUAUAGCUCUGCCACCCACUGCUCUAAAAUCCCGACGCGCGUUUCGCCGACUACUGGCUCUUCCAAGGGAAUCGGGUUAGAGAAAAUCUAUUAGUUUAAAUAUCGCGCCCUCCACUCUUGUUGGAUAGUAAAUCUGCCAACCAGAUUGGAGGGCUGAAGAGUGACGUCCAAUUUGUCCUGUUAACCUUUAGUGGGAUGGGUAAAAAAUAAAAACACAAUAAUAAUUAGUUAGUUAGUAAUUUAGUGUGCCAAUUAUUAUUAGAGUAAGGAUUACACCAAGCUAGAAUUAUGCAUUAAGUCCCUUCUGUAUGAUAAAAAGUCCAAAGGUGCUGAGAAUGAUUAACAUUCUCAGACUCAUAAGAACACCCAUAAUUUCGUUAUGUCUCUUGUAGCAAAAGUUUGCUACAGUAACUAUUCAUUCAGUAUGUUACCAAUCUGCAGUAACUGUAAUUGUAUUCAUCAAGUGAUUAUACAGUCCUUAUGCUGGGAUUUACCAAGUCAUAGAGAGAGAUGGAAUUAAGCAACAGCAAUCAUGAACUGAUGGUCGUUAUUAAAAUCAAAUUUUUUUUACAAUUUUUUUGUCCAAUCACAACUUUCAAAAUUUCUAAUAUGAAAUUAAUAGCUACUACAAGGCUUUUCAUUCGUGAUUGGAGUAUAUAGCUAGGAGUAUUUCUUACAGAAAUACUAAGUCUAAAAGACCCCAUGCUAUAUUGGCAGAGGAGUGAUUUUUAAUCUGAUUAUAAUCAUACUUGGAGUAAUGUUUAAAACCAUAUUUACAGAUGAAAAAUCUCGUUUUGGGUGAAGAACAACCCCCAGGAUCAAGGAUAAUACAUUGAGUAAAUAAAUCUAAUAUAAAGUAAUAUAAUGAACCAUAACCACAGUGUGUCAUAUUAUUUAUGAAUGAAAGUUUUAAUUAAUAUUUAUUUUUCGAUUGUAUUGGUAUAGCAUCUUCAAUGAGAAGUUUAGUAAAGUAACCUCUAGUAAUGUAAAACACCUUAAUUCUUAGGUGUAAAUACACAUUAUUCCUAGAUGUAUAUACAAAUUAUUCCUAGAUGUAUCCAUAUCCGUAGUUAUUAUGUGAUAAUAACUACGGUGAGAUCUUUUAGUCUACUUAUGGCCACAACAGUCCUCCUGGUUGGAGCAAUUCCUUUUUGCUCUCAGAUAUUGGCCAUAUGCAAUAUUGGCCUUUAGAUGAUAGGGGUGAAAGUUAUGCCAAUGUAGGUAACUGUUGGUAGCUGUAGGUUUUCUAAAUAACGAGGUAGUCACCUCCCCAUCAUCUAAAAUGUUAAUCUUUAAAUCCAGGAAGACUAGGUCUCUCUCAUCAAUAAUGUGAGUAAGUUUCAAAUUUAUUUUAUUAUUGUUGAGGUGUUCUACCAUUUCCUCAAACAGUGUAAAGGAGCCUAACCAAAAAAUUAACACGUCAUCUAUAUAUCAAUACCAUUUGUAUAUAGAUGUAGUGACUUUAGUAUUGAUUUUGGACUUUGAAAAUUAAGCAAAAUAACUCAGUAGUAGAUUUAAGAGCCUUGGCUACCCUAAAAGGAUUUUAAAGAGAGCCUACCAACAAACUAAAGCUAUUGAUAGAUCUGAGAGUUUACACAGACCACCUACAAACACCUCCACAACCCCAGGCAUAACUAGAUUUAUAGGCACGUAUGACAACUAGACAUGUGCAAUUCGUUUCGGUCCGAAUAUGAAUUCGGACGAAUUUCGGGAAAUUUGGUACUUCCGAAUGUCCGAAUUGCCGAGGUCCCGAAAUUACCAAAUUUCCGAAGUUGCCAAAGUUCCGAAGUGUCAAAGUGCCGAACUGCCGAAGUUCCGAAGCACAGUAUUGCCUAAGUACUAAUAUACUUACCCAGUGAAAGAAGAAUGUUACAUUGUAUACAAUUUUAAAUAAAAAGUAUACAAACAUAGCCAGGAUUCAGCUGAAAGCAUUUGCAACACUUACAACCAUCAAGUGACAUACAUUCAUAUAAAAUGUAAAUUACUUGGCCAGUCAAUGUAAUGACAGGAAUGAAUAAGUAGAUAACUCCCUAAUUCACACAGUAUCACGGUAUUAGGGAGCUAUCUACUAAAAGGCUGAAAGACCUAAAUUGGUCUUUCAGACAAAUUUACUAAUACUAAGUAAAGAUUACUUAGUAUUAGUAAAUUAUUGCUCUACUCGCUACUUAAUCCACCAAUCAGAGUGUUAUGAGUCAAAUUACACAGCGUGGGAAAAUUCCAAAGAACUUUCCCACGCUGUGUAAAAUGACACAGAGCACUCUGAUUGGUGGAUUUCAAACCAACCAAUCAGAGUGCUGUGACAGGUAAAUGUAGAGACUUACCUGUCAGUCUCUUCAUUUACCUGUCAUAGCACUCUGAUUGGAUGGCUUAAACCCACCAGAGUGCUCUGAGCCUAACUGAAGGGCGGGGCAAGGCUUUAUAAGCCUUCCCCACCCUGCAGAGCUCAGUCUGCGUGGAGCCCUUCGCCGGGUGAAGAUGGAUUUUAUUUUUGCGCUUUUUUUUUUUUUUUUGUGUCGGUUAUUAUGGUUUUUUUAUUUGGCCUUUUUUGGGGCUGAAAAAAGAAGAUUUUAGAAGAAAGAAAACAUUGAAUGGUAAGUUUUUUUAUUUUUAUUUUUACAGGUACUUAGUUAAAGGUCCCACCCCUCAUUAUUUUUAGGGUGAGGGGGGUAGGUAGGGAAAUACAUUUUUUGGGGGGAGGGGGACAAUAGGUCCCCCCAUUGGUAUUUAGGUCCCCCACGCGCCACUCAAGGGUGGGGGCCAGGGGGGAGGACAUUAGGUGUCCCCCCUUAUUAGUAUUUAUGGCCCCAACCUGCCACUCAGGGGUGGGGGCCAGGGGGAGGACAUUAGGUCCCCCCCUUAUUAGUAUUUAGGGCCCCCACCCACCGCUAAGGGGUGGGGGUCGGGGGAGGACAUUAGGUCCCCCCCUUAUUGGUAUUUAUGACCGCCGCUCAGGGGUGGGGGCCAGAGGGGAGGACAUUAGGUCCCCCCCCAUAUUCCAAUUUAGGGCCCCCACUCGCCGCUCAGGGGUGGGGACCAGGGGAGAGGACAUUAGGUCCUCCCCUUAUUAGUAUUUAGGGCCCCCACCAACCGCUCAGGGGUGGAGGCCAGGGGGUAGGACAAUAGGGAGGGGGGACCCUAUUUUUUUAUUUUAUUUUUACUAGACUGUUUACUAGACAUGCCCCUACUCGCGGUAUAGCAAGUAGGGGCAAAAUUUACUAAUACUAAGUAAUUUUACUUAGUAUUAGUAAAUUUGGCUGAAAGACCAAUUUAGGUCUUUCAGCCUUUUGGUAGAUAACUCCCUAAUACAGUGGGAAUUCGGGAGUUAUCUACUAAGCGGCUGCAAGAGAAGUCCCGAAGUGCCGAAGUUGACGAAGUUCCAAAGUGCCGAAUUGCCGAAGUCCCGAAUUGCGAAAGUCCAGAAUUUCGGAAUGCUGAACCAAACCGAAAAUUUUCCCCAUGCACAUGCCUAAUGACAACCAUUGGGACUUGGCCCAACAGGUUUUUAAUAAGAAUUGGUCAGUUUUACAAUAUGAUUCAUGUCUAAAAAAUACUUUUACCAACCAACCAUCAAUGACCAAAAAAUCUGGCAGAUUAUCUAACCCAUAGCCACUUGAAACGGGUACAAACAGCAUCUACAUGGCUCCAAGCCACCAAACGUCUCUUCAAGUGUGGUCAUUGUAAGGCCUGUGACUAUAUUCUACCAACAAAAACAGGUUUGAAUAAAAGAACAUUAAAGGAGAUUACUAUCAAUUCCUUUGUUAACUGCAGCUCCACAAAUGUUAUUUAUCUCAUUACAUGUAAGUGCGGUUUACAGUACAUUGAAAAAACAUAUCAACAACUGCAUCGCAGAGUCUUACAACAUAUUAAUUCCAUCACUAAUCUACAUGUCAACACUCCAGUAGCAAGCCAUGUAAAACAGAACCAUGCAUCUAAGCCCAGUUACUUAAAUUCCAAGUGAUCCAACAAAUAUUCCAAAACCAUCGGAAAGGGGACAUAAAUUUAUCACUACUUAAGGUUGAAUCACGUUGGAUUUAUCAAUUCAAAACUUUAUACCCCAAAGGACUGAACAAGGAAUUUAACUUCACUCCAUUUAUUUAUUCAUAAAGGGAUGGUUAAGGAGUUUCUUGGAAUAUGAGGCAUGACCACCUGUUGUGGCCAUAAGUAGACUAAAAGAUCUCUCCGUAGUUAUUAUCACAUAAGGCUAAUCCUAGAUAUGUAUACAUCUAGGAAUAAUUUGUAUAUACAUCUAGGAAUAAUGUGUAUUUACACCUAAGAAUUAAGGUGUUUUACAUUACUAGAGGUUACUUUACUAAACUUCUCUUUGAAGUUGCUGUACCAAUACAAUCGAAAAAUAAAUAUUAAUUAAAACUUUCAUUCAUAAAUAAUAUACAUUGACACACUGUGGUUAUGGUUCAUAAUAUUACUUUAUAUUAGAUUUAUUUACUCAAUGUAUUAUCCUUGACCCUGGUGGUUGUUCUUUACCCAAAACGAGAUUUAUCAAGCUAUAAGAAUUUAUCACCAUUUCAUCUGUAAAUAUGGUUUGAAACAUUACUCCAAGUAUGAUUAUAAUCAGAUAAAAAAUCACUCCUCUGCCAAUAUAGCAUGGGGUCUUUUUGACUUCACUUCUGGGCUUUCUGUAAGAAAUACUCCUAGCUAUAUACUCCAACCACGAUUUUUUUUUUUUUUUACAUUUUUUGAUUUUAAUAAUGACCAUCAGUUCAUGAUCACUGUUGCUUAAUUCCAUCUCUCUUCGACUGGGUAAAUCCCAGCAUAAGGACUGUAUAAUCACUUGUUGAAUACAAUUACAGUUACUGCAGAUUGGUAACAUAUUGAAUGAAGUUACUGUAGCAAUCUUUUGCUACAAGAGACAUAACGAAAUUAUGGGUGUACUUAUGAGUCUGAGAAUGUUAAUCAUUCUCAGCACCUUUGGACUUUCUAUCAUACAGAAGGGACUUAAUGCAUAAUUUUACCUUGUUGUAAUACUUACUCUAAUAAUAAUUGGCACACUAAGUUACUAACUAACUAAUUAUUAUUAUUGUGUUUUUAUUUUUUACCCAUCCCACUAAAGGUUAACAGGACAAAUUGGAAGUCACUCUUCAGCCCUCCAAUCUGGUUGGCGGAUUUACUAUCCAACAAGUGUGGAGGGCGGAUAUUUUAACUAAUCGAUUUUCUCUAACCCGAUUCCCUUGGAAGAGCCGGUAGUCGGUAAAACGCGCGUCGGGAAUUUAGAGCAGUGGGUGGCAGAGCUAUAUGGGGUCGAUGCUGCAGCUUACUUUCUUCUAGAUUAGCCAUCUUUCUACAGUUUUAUUCACUAAAUAGAUAGGUAGCUAGCAGUUUAUUAGCUUAGGCUAUACUUCUAGCAUUAGGGGAAGGGGAGUCAAUGCUACUUUGGAAGUGAGUGAUGGGAGUUGGAGAUAUACUUAUUCACUUUUUUUCUAAUUUGGUUAUUAUUUUUAUUUUUUAUUUUGGGUAUUUGGAUUUAAGAUUACUUUAUUAUGACUACCCCCAUGCCGUAGGUACUACUAUUGCUUUAGCAAGUACCCUGUAGCGCUGAUCCCUUUUUCCCUUUUCAUUGAUGUUGUGCACACAGUACUUUUAGCUACGUUUUAUUAAAGGUUAUGGUUUAAAGAGAUUAUUUACAAGGGUUGCCCUGACUUAAGGUUUAGAUCUGGAAUACUUUAUACUUAUGUAUCGAUGACUAAACCUUCUUUUCUCUUUCUUUUCUCAGACAUACGAAAAAAAAUACACAAGUUACAAGUCAACUUUAUAAAUGCAAUUUGGUUUUCAGUCAGAUUAGAUGGAUCAUCUUUAAUAAUGUAGACGUUUACAUUAUCUAAGUUUUUUUGGCUUAUUUUUUUUCAGGCUGCAAGGUCCACCUCCAGUUGUAAAUGUCCAACUUGAGAAAGGUGAGUACCGUAAUUAAUCCUAAACCCAAUAUUUUUUUCUUAUUUGAUAUUUAUCUGCCUCCUCAUUCAACUAUUCUUCCUUUUUGCUGUAGGCUUCCAGAAGUCCAAUUACCAAACACCUUCAGGACGUUACAGAUUUCGCAAAAGUAGCAACUCAAAGAAACUUUAAAGAACCAUUCCAUCAUGAAACGGUCUCCUUAAGACCUUUCAACCCACCUGCGUAUACAUAAGACAUGGAAGUCUUAUCUUCAAGAAGUUUAAAUCACUAACUCAAGCAUAAAAUAAGCUUGCUAUCGUUAAGAUGCUUUUAUAAACACAAUUGCUCCUCUGCUUAGAAUUCAACAAGCGGAUUUCUAUCUCUGUUUUUUGUUUGUUUUUUUAUAUUUGAAUAUUUUUUUUAUUAAUGAAGAAUUCAGAGGAGGAGAUUAAAUCCAAGCCAUUUUAAAUCCUUAGUAUUGUCCUAGAUCCUUGUAUAAAGCACUGUAUGACACUGUAUCUGUCCACUUUUCUCCCCUGAUAUGUAAACCAGUCUGUGAAAGUGCACACAAAAAGGAUGGUGUAAGAACACCGCACGGCAGAAUGGUGUACAUUCUCUUGGCAUGCUUUCAUCACCUUUCUUAAGUAACUUUGGAGUCAUUGUGGCAUGGAAGAAAUGACUGUCUAUGAAAAGAUGAUGAAGCACUCAACAAGAGAAUGACAUUGCCAAAUCAUGGAUGCAUCACACCACAUCUUAUCUUGAAAUAGCAGCUGAAUGAGGGAGGUUCCAUUCUAUCCACACAAUCCAAUGCUUUUCAAAAAACACAAGCACACAAUACUCUCUGAUCUGUUCCAAAAUGCUUUCCUAGUUGGAUGAGGUGCACGGCCACAUGGAAUUUCCAUGUGUCCAUUUGGUUCCCUAGCAUAGGAACCAGAUAUAUGAUAGUUAAAGCGUUACUCCUAACAAAAAACACAGUGUUUUCAUUAAAUGCUGGUUUUUGGUUAGAGUAAUUCUUUCUGUGGCGGUCCGCCCCUUCCCCUCCAACACCAAAAAAAAAAAAAAGCUUAAACUUAACUCUUUACCACUGCCAAAGCCUAAGUCUUUCCGUCGGCUUGAUCCUCUUUGGCUAACGUCCCUCCCCCUCGCCAGAGAUCAAAGAGGGCAGACCGAGGGGGAACAGAGGCAGCACGGGAGAGAGGGUCUGUGCUGCCAUUGGCUGUCAGCAUGCUGUGCGUGCUAGUGUCAGAUGCCAAUUUUACAAAUAAUUAAUAUUAGCCAGUCCAGAACUCUUGGCCUGGGCUGGCUAAUGACACCACUGUGAUGCUGCCGGAGUUGGAGUUACAUGUCUAGCAGCAGAGGGGUUAAUGUUUGUAUAUGUAGCAUUUCAUAGCAAAGAGCUGCACAUACAACUCCAGGCACCAAGACCACUUCAAAUCAGUGGUGAUUGUGCUCGGAAUAAGUCUUAAAUUUUAAUGUACUUGCAAACAAGCUAUCCAUUUAACAGGUUAAAAUAGGGGUUUAUGUAAGACUUAUGACAGUUUUAUAGUUUAUUGAAUAAUGUAAAAUGUUUAUGCAAUGCUCUUCUUUACAGGUGAAUACAUAUAUGCAUAUUAAGAAAUGUGACCAAGGGAUUUGUCAUGCAGAAUUGUAAAUCAAUAAAUUCACUAUGACGCAAGCUGCAUUAUUGACUGUGACUACCUAUUAAGGAGCAUUUGCAACGAUAUACUUAUAGAUUUACUUUUCUUGCAUCACCUUUAAUUACAUUGUAAAUACAAAAAAAAGUAAUAAUACUCAAUCCGCUUAUUUUAUAUGUAUAUUUUUGUCUUGAGUUUGUCAUUAUGUUUAGCACUUAUUUUAGCUACUGUUAAUAAUAAAGAGGUUGCAG